This is a messenger RNA of Bradysia coprophila, 61785 nucleotides long. RefSeq names its product sallimus (gene sls). Gene Ontology annotation, molecular function: protein kinase activity; protein binding. The record is from RefSeq and is a predicted model, not a curated record. Lineage: Eukaryota; Metazoa; Arthropoda; Insecta; Diptera; Sciaridae.
UAUUUUCAUUCACUCUUCGCUCGCAAUUCAAAUACGACCGACGUCUUGGUUUCCGUCUCGGGGAUUAUGACUUGAAACUUCUGCUAACAUUAGGCCGUGGAUGGCAAAUUAAGAAAGUUAAAGGAAAAAAAGAAUUUAUUUUAUCAAACGAAAAUAAGUGAAAAAUAAAAAUCAUUUUACUAAUAAAUACAAAAACGGAUUCAAAGGACUUUUAUGUGAAUUUAAUUUUCUUUGCAUAGUGAAAAUAGUCAAUCGCUGCUGGCUAGUGAUUUUUGUGAAAUAAAAAAAAUUUCUUGUGAAUGAUUUAGUGCAUUUCGGCCGUUUUUUUCAGCGUUUUAUCUUAUUCGCAUUGAAAAUAUUUUCAACAACGGUGUUACAUAAUGCAUCGCCAAAAUCCGAAUCCUUACCAACAGGAUCAAUCACAACAAUUUAUGAGCCAGGAGCAAAGGAUUAGCCGUACCGAGCACACCGUUAGCCGACAAGUAACUCAGCAAAGAGUUCAUGGAAUGCAGAGCAUCCAACAUGGUGGUAGUAAUAUUGUUAGCGGAGCAUUGCAGCAAGGACCACCGCCACCACAACUAUACCAUCAAGGCGAUAUCUCACCGCCAGUAUUUGAACAAAUAUUUAAAAAUGCACGCUUUGCCCAAGGUGGUAACGCCACCUUUGAUGGCCGUUUGCGUGGUAACCCAAAGCCUGUAGUUUCCUGGACUCGAAAAGGUGCACCACUUCUCGAGUCCAGUAAAUUUCGAAUGAGUUACAACGAAAAUACUGGCGACGUAUCACUGUUAAUUAAUCAAAUCGGUCCUGGUGAUGAGGGAGAAUACACCUGUACAGCCAGGAAUCAAUUUGGCGAAGCUAUUUGUUCGGUUUACAUUCAACCAGAAGGUCAACCAAUGCCACCAAUGCAAAAUUACCAUCAACAAUAUGAACAAUCAUAUCAAUCACAGCAGGGCAGUAACGUUGGACAAUCGUUCCAACGAUAUGAACAAAAGAGCUCACAAUAUUCAAAUGGUUACAAUAAUUAUAGUUUAAUCGAAGAAGAAUUUAAAGUAGACACGUUCGAGUAUAGACUCCUACGUGAAGUGUCAUUCAGAGAAUCAAUUACCCGCAGAUCUUCUCAUGAAGUUGAUAGUCAAUUAACCUAUGAAGUUGAUCGUAAUCUUGGUCCAGCUGCACCACCACAGAUCCAACAGAAACCGAGAAACUCGAAACUAGUUGAAGGUGCCGAUGCUGUGUUCUCAGCAAAGGUAGCUUCAAAUCCGAAACCAAGACUUACUUGGUUUAGAAAUGGUCAACGACUUGCACCGUCGACGAAAUACGAAACGACCUAUUCGAAUAACCAAGCUUCGUUACGAGUUAAAAAUUCAAAUUCAGCUGAUUCAGGUCACUACACUUUGUUGGCUGAAAAUACUCAAGGAUGCGUUGUAUCCUCAGCUGUGUUAGUCAUCGAACCUGCACAAGAAACUCCAUCGUACGAACCGAGACCGCAUGUAGACGCAAUGGCUGAAGCAGCAGAGGCUGGAAAAGCACUGCCACCGAAUUUCAUCCGUGGUUUUCAGGAUCGCGAAACUACUGAGGGCAAAAUGACUCGGUUUGAUUGUAGAUUAACCGGACGUCCGUAUCCGGAAGUGUUUUGGUUCAUCAAUGACAAACAAGUGUUUGACGAUGCUACGCAUAAAAUUUUAGUAAACGAACAGGGUAAUCACUCCCUGAUGAUCACGAAUGUAAGCCGUUACGAUGGAGGUGUUGUAUCUUGCAUUGCUCGUAAUAAGGCAGGCGAGGUUACAACUCAAGCAAGAUUGACUGUUUUGGAAAAGGAACAGGUUGUCGCACCGAAAUUUGUUGAACGCUUUACCACCGUUAAUGUUCGUGAAGGCGAGCCGGUUACACUAAACGCCAGAGCAGUUGGCACACCCGCCCCGAGAAUUACGUGGCAGAAGGAUGGUGUUGCAAUAGGAUCCAGUCCCAAUGUUCAUAUUGCUGUCGACGGCGGAUUUACAACAUUGGAUAUACCAAGAGCUCACGCCAGUGAUGCAGGAUGGUAUCAAUGUACCGCUCAGAAUGUUGCUGGAUCAACUGCAACUCGAGCCCGCCUUUUCGUUGAAACACCGAAAGGACCAGCACCAGAACAGAGACGCCUGUACUUCCCACGACCAACGAAAGUCAUUGAGCCACAACCUGAACCGGAGCCAGAAGUUAUCUACUUGAAGCAUGUCGAACGAACUCGACCACAUCCUCGUCCAGGUGAAGAAGAUCGAGUGUAUCCACCGCCUCAAUUCAUUAUUCCUUUGCGAGAUGUCACUCAAAUUGAGGGUGGCAAAAUUCAUUUCGAAGGAAGAAUAGAACCAGUUGGCGAUCCAUCGAUGUAUGUUGAAUGGUUUUUGAACGGAAGAGCUCUUACUGCAAGUUCACGUUCAACAUACACAUUCAAAUUCGGAUUUCUUGCUCUGGAUAUGCUAAGCAUCAUAGCUGCGGAUAGUGGAGAAUAUGUUUGUCGUGUCACCAGUGCAACUGGUGUAGCCGAAUCUCGUGCAAUUUUAACAAUUCAUCAACGUUCAUCAAUCGAACAGACAUCGCAACAUCCAAGUAGCUUGCAACAAAUUCAACAUCUCGAAGACUAUUCGAGAUACCAACGACAAGAGUCUAUCGAUGAAUCGAUCAAUCAAAAGCCGGUAUUUAUUCGGCCGCUUCAAAAUCUCGGCGAAUUAGAAGAGGGAAGAAAUGCUCACUUUGAGGCUCAACUGACUCCAGUUAGUGAUCCAACGAUGCGUGUUGAAUGGUACAAGGAUGGUCGUCCGAUUACAGCCAGCUCAAGAAUCACUGCAAUCUUCAACUUCGGAUAUGUCUCUCUAAAUAUCAUGCACCUACGGGCUGAAGAUUCUGGUUCAUAUGCCGUAAGGGCUGUCAAUCGGUUAGGAGAAGCCAUUAGCACAUCUACCGUGAACAUUUUCUCUAGAAGCACUGUUACCGCUGAUUUGGGAAUUCCCGAACAGCAACGUUAUAUCGAAAAAGUAGAAGAACUGGAAGCGUAUCAAAAGCAUCAACAUCAGAAGUACGUACAUGAAGUACAGGAAAGCGCAACACCACCCGAAUUUAAAACACCAAUCAAAGAUCAACUGAAUAUUAAAGAAGGCGGCUAUGCGCACUUUGAAGCUCGUCUGGAGCCAAUUGGCGAUUCUAGUCUACGCGUUGAAUGGUUUAAGGAUGGACGUCCAGUCGAAGCGAGCUCUAGGACAACAUCUUUCCAUAACUUCGGUUAUGUCGCAUUGACUGUUAAGCAACUUACUGUUCAUGACGUAGGAACAUAUACUUGUCGCGCAGAAAAUACCUUAGGUCAAGCGGCAACAUCAGCUAAAUUAACCGUUGUCACGAAGCAGGACAUCAUUUUCGAUUCACAACAUCCAAAUGGAUUGGAUAAAAUUCAACACUUGGAGGACUCAAGCAGAUACAGUCGCCGCCAGGAAGAAGAGGUCCAAGUAACUAAAGUACCGAAGUUCUUGGGACCCUUGAAAGGAACGAACAAAAUUUUGGAAGGUCAACGUGCCCAUUUCGAAGCUCGCGUUGAACCACAAAGUGACUUAACGAUGUCUGUUGAAUGGUAUCACAACGGCAAACCGAUUAUGCCAGCCAAUCGAACUCAAGUGUAUCACGAUUUUGGAUACGUAGCUUUGGACAUUGUGAGCGUUCGAGAGGACGAUGCCGGUGUAUACACUGUCGUAGCCAGAAAUGCAAUGGGCGAAGCACAGGCCCAGUCAACCAUGGUUGUUGAAACACGCACUAGCAUCGACACGACAAGCAUGCACCGUGGCAUGUUCGAACGUACACAAACUUUGGAAAAUUCUAAGUUUGUUGAGCCGCAAUAUGACGUUGAAGAAAUUUCGAAAUCAAAACCAAUCUUCGUACAACCACUAUCUGAUCCUAAACCCGUUGGUGAAGGAAAGAACAUUCAUUUAGAAUGUCGUUUGGAGCCAUUGGGUGAUCCUACUAUGCGAGUUGAAUGGUUCCACAACGGACGUCCAAUAACUAUUGGAUCACGAUUCCGCACGUACUAUGACUUUGGAUUUGUGGCCCUUGACAUUGUUCAUGCUACAAGUCUUGAUACCGGAGAGUACACUGUUGCAGCCCAAAAUCAUCUCGGCUCUGCACACAUAUCCGCUUGCGUUCGUGUAAUUGGACGCUCUGACAUUGUGACAGACUCCCAAAAUGAAACAUCCAUGGAACAUAUUCAAAUGCUUGAAGACUCAUCAAGACGACGCAAUCAAGUUGCUGAAGAUAUAACCGUCAUGCAAGCACCACAAUUCACACGUCCCUUACAUAACAUAGAAACCGUUGAAGGCACGAAUGUGCAUUUGGAGUGUCGCCUCCAACCAGUUGGCGAUCCAUCCAUGCGCGUUGAAUGGCUCGUUAAUGGAUAUCCAGUCAGAACUGGUCAUCGUUUCCGACCCGCUUAUGAAUUCGAUUAUGUUGCUUUGGAUUUGUUGGGUGUUUAUGCGAUUGACGCCGGUGUGUACACGUGCCAAGCUCGCAAUCAGUUGGGAGAAGCAGUUACUUCCGGUUCAGUGCGUGUAAUUGCAAAGAAAGAUCUCAUCUUGGAGACACAACAUCCAGGCGGUCUUGAGAAAAUUCAAAGCCUAGAAGAUUCGUCUCGCUACAGGCGCAGUGAGGUUUCCGAUGAGAUUAUCAAUAUCAAACCGAGAUUCUUGACCAAGCCAAAGGAUCUUCUAAACAUGCGCGAAGGAAAGCAUGCACAUUUCGAAUGCAAACUGGAACCGGUCACCGACACUAACUUAAAGGUAGAAUGGUUCAAAAAUGGUCGUCCGGUAACCAUUGGCCAUCGUUUCCGGCCAAUACAUGACUUUGGUUACGUUGCGUUGGACAUUAUUGAUUUAAUUGCUGAAGAUUCUGGCGUGUACUCUUGUAGAGCCGUGAAUCUCGUUGGCACUGACGAAACAAACUGUACGUUACAGUGCCGUGGCAGUGAGCAAAUUUUAACAACAACGCAAAACGAAUCGGGAUUGGAACAAAUCCAAUUCCUUGAAGACAGGUCGAAGUACUCUCGAUCCGAAGUGAUCGAUGAAGUAACCAAACAGGCACCAGUGUUUACCACAUCGCUGAAAAACGUUGAAAUUAAGGAAGGUCAACGUGCCCACUUUGAGUGCCGUUUGAUACCCGUAUCCGAUCCUACAAUGAAAGUGGAAUGGUAUCACAAUAAUGCACCGUUGAAAUCCGGUUCACGCUUUUCCGAAACCAACAACUUCGGUUUCGUUGCAUUGGACAUCAUGGGCUGUUUGCCCGACGAUGCUGGAAGCUAUACGUGCCGCGCAGUUAAUGCCUUGGGUGAAGCAGUGACUUCUGCAGUAGCCGUUAUCCACACUCAGAAGUCUAUUUAUAUGGAAUCUCAACACGAAGGUGCCUUGCAUAGUCUUCAUCGCUUGGAAGACACGUCAAGGUAUCAGAGACACAGUGCUCAAGAUGAGGUUAUCACUCAGGCACCUGUAUUUACGUUACCCGUACGGGAUAUUCGGGUGGCUGAAAAUCAGGCCGUUCAUUUCGAAGCACGAUUGAUCCCGGUUGGUGAUCCGAAAUUGAAGGUUCAGUGGUUAAGGAAUGGCGUACCCUUGGCAGCAUCAAAUCGCACAACAACCAUGCACGAUUUUGGAUAUGUCGCUUUGAACAUGAAAUAUGUUAAUCCCGAAGAUUCUGGCACCUACACUUGCAAAGCAGAAAAUGAAUUAGGUCAGGCAGUAACGUCCGCUUCGUUGAUAGUUCAAUCCAAAGCCGCCCUCCAAAUGGAGACACAGAAUGAAACUGCUCUGCAGAAGAUUCAUCAACUCGAAGAUACAUCACGCUAUCAACGUCGUGAAGAUGACGAAUCUAUCGUCACACAAGCACCCAGAUUUACGACCCAACUAAACGGUCCUACAAAUCUCUGCGAAGGACAAAGUGCUCACUACGAAUGUCGCAUUGAACCUUAUCCAGAUCCGAACCUCAAAGUAGAAUGGUUCCACAACGGUCAACCAUUGCAAACGGGUCACCGUUUCCGCACAACUUGUGACUUUGGAUUCGCCGCUUUGGACGUAUUAACUGUAUACGGUGAAGAUAGCGGUGAAUAUACAUGCGUCGCCACCAAUCAAUUGGGACAGGCUCAAUCCUCGAUCAGAUUGAAUGUUCAGCCACGUGCUGGCAUUAUUCGAGAAACACAGCAUGAAGGAGCUCUGGAGAAGAUUCAUUAUCUGGAGAAUGAUUCACGUUAUCGACGCAAAACCGAUGACGAACAAUUCGUCGCUGAAAAGCCUCAGUUCGGUCGCCCACUUAAGAAUGCUGUGGUUCAGGAAGGAAAACCGGUUCACUUAGAGGCGACACUUACACCGGUCAAUGACCCGACAAUGAGAGUUGAAUGGUAUUGCAACGGCCGACCGAUACCACAAGGUCAUCGUUUCAAGACCACGUACGAUUUUGGUUUCGUUGCUUUGGACAUUUUGUAUGCCCAUGCUGAGGAUACAGGCACCUACAGUUGUAGAGCUAAAAACGCUGUCGGAGAAGCAGUCACGACAUGCUCGGUUUCUGCUACUGCCAAUUCUGGCCUAUACUUGGACACUCUAGACGAGCAACGCUUGCGAAAGAUUAGAGAACUCGAAAACUACCAAAAACCAAUCACACCCGAAGUAGAGGAGCAAGGACAGAAACCGGUGUUCCUUACGCCAUUGGCAAAUUUGGAAAAUUUGAAGGAGGGAGAUCAUGCUCAUUUGGAAUGUCGUGUGGAGCCGAUCAAUGAUCCGAACCUCAAAAUCGAGUGGUACAUCAAUGGCAAAGCAAUUCGAGCUGGACAUCGAUUCCGUACUACGCAUGAUUUUGGAUACGUUGCUCUGGAUGUUCUUUAUGUAUACGGCGAGGAUACCGGAACCUACAUUUGCCGAGCUACCAACGCACUUGGAGAAGCAAUGAACACGUGCGACGUUCGAAUUAUGAAUAGACGAAGCAUCAUCCUGGACACUCAACACCCAGACGGAUUAGAGAAAAUUCAAAAACUCGAAUCCAAGGGUCAAACUUAUCGCAGCGAAAUCGCUGAACUACCAAUCAGUCCUCCCAGAUUUGUUACCGAACUUCGUGGACCAUCAGAAAUUCACGAAGGACAAACUGCUCACUUUGAAGCUCAAGUCGAACCAAUCCACGAUCCAAACUUACGCAUCGAAUUCUAUCACAACGGUAAACCACUGCCGUCCGCUUCACGCUUCCACAUUACUUUCGAUUUUGGCUAUGUGGCUCUCGAUCUUACACACGCUGUUGCCGCAGACGCUGGUGAAUAUACAGUGAGAGCUGUGAAUGCAUUGGGUCAAUGUAAAUCAUCAACCACAAUGAAAGUGAUUACUCGUGGUGGAAUUAUAACCGAGCCACAACGUCCUGAAGGCUUGGAACAGAUUCUGAAACUGGAGAGUCAUCAACCGUUCCAACGACCACAAAUUGAAGAUCCAAUCACUCGUCAGCGUCCAGUAUUCACUCAGCCUUUACAAAACAUUGAUUCUAUUCCAGAAGGUCAAACAGCUCACUUCGAAUGCCGUCUGAUUCCAGUCGGUGAUCCGAAUCUCAAGGUUGAAUGGUUCCGUAAUGAAAAACCAAUCGAAGACAGCUCUCGUAUCACUACUCAGCAUGAUUUCGGUUUCGUGUCCAUGGAUAUAUCACAUAUUCGUGAUGAUGAUCAAGGCGUAUACAUGUGUCGCGCCACAAAUCCUUUGGGUGAAGCCGUUACCACUGCAUCGAUGAGAGUACGCACAAAGGCAAGCAUUCAGUUGGAUUCACAGCAUCCAGAAAGUGUGCGCCGACUACAGCAAUUGGAACAAUUGCCAGAGACGCGACCAGAUGCUCCAGAACGUGUGUUCGAAAAGCCAAUAUUUACUCAGCUACUUACUGGACCAGCCGAACUUUGGGAGGGACAACACGCCCACUUCGAAGCUCGUGUCGUACCUGUUGGAGAUCCAAAUCUCCGCUUCGAAUGGUACGUCAAUGGAGUAGAAUUGAAGAUGGGAUCUCGAUUCCGUACCACACACGACUUUGGUUUCGUCUCUCUGGACAUCAAUUCGACCGUUGCUACUGAUUCCGGCGUCUACAUGUGCCGAGCAGUAAAUUUGGCUGGCGAAGCAGUUUCGUCAUCAGCAAUGAAAAUCAAAACACGAUCAUCGAUUGCUGGCGAAAGUUUGCUUCCCGAAUCUUGGCAGAAGAUUCAAAUGAAGGAAGCGGCAAUGAACCGUGUUCCGGAAAUGUUUAUCGACCAGAGUCCACAGCAGGCGCCAGUCUUUACAACACAUUUACAGAGCUACGACCAAUUGAAUGAAGGUCAACACAUUCAACUGGAAGCUCAAGUCGAACCAAGAGCUGAUCCGAACUUGAAAAUUGAAUGGUUCAAGAAUGGAAUGUCGUUAACAACAGGAGCUCGAAUUCGUAGCACCUUCGAUUUCGGAUUAGUUACAUUGUCCAUCAACGGACUCAGAAUGGACGAUUCUGCGAUUUACACUUGCGUCGCCAGGAACAGCAAAGGGGAAGCCGUCUCAACAGCUACUCUAAAAAUUGGUGGCUAUCCAAGCAUAAUGGGAGAUUCAUUGCAUCCAUCUGCAUUGCCACAAAUCGCUGCAUUGGAAGCACCUCGACAAGAUCGUCGAGAAACAGCGGAACCAGUCUUUGAAUCGCCAGUCUUCAUUACCCACUUGAACAAUGUGGAAUGUAAGGAGAACGACAACGUUCACUUCGAAUGUAACGUUGAGCCAUCGAAAGAUCCGACGAUGCAAAUUGAAUGGUUUGUCAAUGGAAAACAACUGCCAGCCGGAUCACGUUACAAGACUACUUACGACUUUGGAUACGUUGCUCUAGACGUUAUGGGUGCAUAUGCCGAAGAUUCUGGCAUAUACACAUGCAAAGCCACGAACAGCAAGGGCUCAGCAACAACAUCCGGAUCACUUCGAUGCAUUGGUUCGAAAUCGAUGUACUUGGACACACAACAUCCUCAAGGUAUCGCCGGUUUGGAAGCUGUUGAGGAAACCGAAGCAGCUAUUGCCAACAGAUAUCAACGACAAGCAUCUCGGCCCGAAAAGGAAUAUCCAAAACCUAUCUGGACUGUUCCAUUGCAACCGGAAUUCCACCUAUCCGAAGCUCAACCACUUCAUUUGGAAGCGCAAGUGGAACCAAAGGAAGAUCCAAAUCUCAAGAUCGAAUGGUACUUCAAUGGCAAAGUACUGGAACAUGGAUCUCGCUUUAAGAUGACAAGCGAAUUCGGAUUUGUUACGUUAGACCUGACUGAAGUCUAUGAACGCGAUCAGGGCAUCUACACGUGCAAGGCAUCCAAUUUGUCUGGCGAAGCAUUCACAUCGACCACUGUCUUCUGCUCCAGCAAAGAAAGUAUUAUUGAGCAGACCCAACAUCCGAUGGGAACGCAAGGAUUGGAAACGAUUCAGAAUUUGGAAGAGUCUCUUCGCCGUGGAGAAGGUCAAGCCGUUGGACCAGAAGAAGGUCAUGCACCACGAUUCACCUCAGAAUUCACUUCACUGUCCAACAUUGGGGAAGGAGAAAUCGCACAUUUCGAAGCGUCACUCAUUCCUACCGGUGAUCAGUCUAUGGUUGUCGAAUGGUUCUACAAUGGAAAGACCUUGGACGCUAGUCAUAGAUUUAGAACUGUCUAUGCUUUCGGCAUGGUAGUUCUCGAAGUAUUGGGAACUAAGAUUGAGGAUUCUGGAACAUAUGUUUGCCGCGCUACAAACAAAUGGGGACAGGCAGAAAUUAGUGUCACUCUGGGUUGCGUAGAUAAAUCCGGUGGUCAACCACCAAAGUUCACAUCUCAAAUUCAAAGCUUAGGUGGUUUGAAAGAUGGACAAUCCGCUCAUUUCGAAUGCACUUUGGUACCAGUUGGUGAUCCAGAUAUGAAAGUCGAAUGGUUCAUGAAUGGUAAACCAAUUCGCCAUUCUACACGCAUUAAACCUGUGUCCGACUUCGGCUAUGUUUUACUGGACAUUGCAUACGUUCAGAGCCAUGAUUCUGGUGAAUAUGUGUGUCGUGCUUCGAACAAAUACGGAGAAGACUUUACCAAGGCUACCAUUGAAUGCUUCGGCAAGAGUGGAGUAUUUUACGACAGUCUACAGCCGGAAUCUCUUGCUAGAAUCAGAGAACUCGAAAAUGCAUAUGCUGGACAACAAUCAGCUGUCCCAUCCACUCCAAUCGGUGAAGCACCCAAAUUCACCACACAAAUUGUGGAAAUUUCGAAACUCGUUGAGGGACAAAGCGCUCACUUCGAGGCCAGACUUACACCAAUGACUGAUCCUGAUUUGGUUGUGGAAUGGUACUACAACGGAAGAAAGCUGCCGCAUGGUCAUCGCUACCGAACUUUCCACGAUUUCGGUAUAGUCAUUCUCGAUAUUCUUUACUGCUACGAAGAAAAUUCAGGCGUAUACGAAUGUCGUGCCACAAACAAAUAUGGUUCUGAUGUUACAAAGGCUACACUCAGAUGUCUAUCGAAGGCUAAUUUAAUUUUGGACUCGCAACUCCCGCGAGGCAUGGAAGGUGGAUUGGAGAAGAUUCAAACUCUGGAAGACUCGUUGGUUCGUACGAAAGACGAUCGUGUUACUGAACUAGGAGGUCGUGCCCCGGUUUUCACUGCUCCGUUGUCGAACGUCGAUAGCCUACGAGAAGGUGAAAAUGUUCACUUCGAAGCUCGUGUCAUACCGACAGAUGAUCCACGACUUAAGGUUGAAUGGUUCUGGAAUGGAAAACCGCUGAAGGCAGGAUCUCGAUUCCGAACAUUCUGUGACUUCGGAUUCGUUAUUUUGGAAAUUUCUCCAGUUUACCCGGAAGAUAGUGGGGACUACACAUGCUACGCUAUAAACGACUAUGGUGAAGCCGUAACAACAGCAACAAUGAAAGUGCAAGGAAAACGAAGCAUUAUUUUGGAAUCUCAACUACCGGCUGGUAUGGAAGGAACUAUUGAACGUAUCGCUGAAUUGGAAGGAUAUGGAAUGGCACCGCAAAUCGCACCGGAAGAGGAUUCUGGCAAACCACCAGAAUUCGUUACAACUCCAGCCGAUUUAACAAUUGGAGAGAAUCAAUUGGCUCACUUCGAGUGCCGUCUCACACCAAUCAAUGACCCAAGUAUGCGAGUCGAAUGGUAUCAUAAUGGCAAAGCUUUAUGGUCAGGCUCUCGCAUCAAAACCAUUAAUGACUUUGGUUUUGUUAUUCUUGAAAUUGCUGGAUGCUAUCAACGUGACUCGGGAUUGUACUCGUGCAAAGCUACCAACAAACAUGGCGAAGCAACUGUCUCCUGUAAAUUGUCGGUGAAAGGACGUCAAGGAAUUAUCAUGGAACCACAACUGCCAUCUAAUUUCCGAACCGGCACCGAAAGUCUUCAACGAUUGGAAGAAAGUCUUCACAAACAAGAAGAGAUUUUCUCCGACGAGGAGAAACCGAAUCCUCCUCACUUCACCGUUGAAAUCGCCGACAAUCUGGAUAUUCCAGAAGGUGGCCCAGUUCACUUCGAUUGUCGCGUUGAACCGAUUGGCGAUCCUACUAUGAGAAUCGACUGGUUCUUCAACGGUCGCCCGCUAAACACAGGCUCAAGAAUUCACAUGUUGAACGACUUCGGUUUCAUUGCAUUGGACAUGGACUACGCAUAUGCAAGAGAUUCAGGCGAAUAUCUAUGUAGAGCCACGAACAGAUGGGGCACAGCAACCACAGUGGCAAAUGUUUCUUGUAUUGGACGGCAUGGAAUUAUUUCGGAAUCACAAUUACCGGACGGUAUGACAGCUGAACGGCUCAAAGAUUUGGAACGCGGACCAGUAAGUGUCGCUCCGAAGGAAGAUGAGCAAAUGGGACCACCACGUUUCCUCAGUCAAAUUGAAUCGGCAACCGUUGAAGAGGCUGAAAGCAUUCGUUUCGAAUGUCGGGUGGAACCGAAAGACGAUCCAAGACUUCGAAUUGAAUGGUAUCGCAAUGGCAAACUGUUGCCGUCUGGACAUCGUUACAGAAACGUUUACGAUUUGGGAUUCGUUUCGCUGGACAUUCUGUACGUUUAUGGUGAGGACUCAGGAGAGUAUGUGUGUCGCGCCGUUAACGACUAUGGCGAAGCUUUCACCAAAGCGUCGAUUUCGUGCAAACAACUACCUUCAAUCAUCCUACAAAACCAAGUGCCAAAGGGCAUGAAGCGAUCAGAAACACUAAUGCAAAUGGAAGCUGCCGUCAAGAAAUACACAUCCGAAGUUUUCUUAACCGAAGAUGACCUGUAUGACUCUGAGAAGAGACAACCACCACGAUUCGUCACUCAAAUUCUGGAUCAAACCAAUUUGAUCGAACGGCAGACUACCAAAUUUGAAUGUCAAUUAGCCCCAGUUGGUGAUCCUAACAUGAAGGUCGAGUGGUUCUUCAACGGAAAACCAUUGCAUCACAAGAAUCGUCUGACUCCAAUUUAUGAUUUCGGCUAUGUUGCCAUGAACUUUUCGUGGGUAUACCCUGAGGACAGCGGUGAAUAUGUUUGCCGUGCCACCAAUCUGUACGGUAUGGAUGAAACUCGAGCUGUAAUCAAGACUGCUGGAACACCUGGCAUCAUCUACGAAUCACAAUUACCCAAACACAUGAAGAGUAUUGAGAAGAUUCGUGAAAUGGAAGCGUCAUGGCAAGUUGUACCGGAAGCACCAGAUGAAGAUGCUAAGCCGAAAUGUGCGCCAGUUUUCGUUAGUAAACCAGAACCGGUUACUGUUGAAGAAGGUGAAUGGGCACGAUUCUGUGCUCGUGUUACUGGCCAUCCAAGACCACGUGUCAUGUGGUUGGUUAAUGGACAUACUGUAGUCAAUGGAUCGCGUUACAAACUGACCUACGAUGGCAUGUACCACUUGGACAUACCAAAGACCCGUCAAUAUGACACUGGUAAAAUUGAAGUAAUUGCUCGAAGCUCUGUGGGAGAGGCCCUAGCUACAACAGAUCUUACGGUUGUUCAACGUAAAGAUGACUAUCGCGGCGUACUAAAGAAUUCGCCGAGACCAUGGUACGAUUAUGAUCUAGUCCAAUACCAGAAGGAACGUGAAGAUACCGAACUCGAAAAGACGUUUGAGGAACGCAAACAGUACUUGGCCGAACAGAGCCAAGGUGGACGGGAAAUCGUUGCCGAACAUUUGAAACAGAAAAUGCCGCAAAAAGUUGAACCAGCCUGGACCCAGGCCGUAAAAGAUAAGAAAACUGGAGAUUAUUACAACAAACUUCAGGAAUUGGAAACCGAUCAAUUGUUGAGAGAAACGAAAUUGCGCGAGGAGAGCCACCAAUUUGCAAUUCCUGGCGAAAAGGUUGUCAACAGCUCAAUGGCAAAGGGAAUGGCAUCGAAAUAUGAGCAAAAUCUUGAACGCGAAGACAUUGUAGAUCAACGAACAAAUACAGUGGUCAAACGAGUGCAGAAAGUUGCACCACCUGAACCACUUGAAUCAUCCGUCCAUGGACGUGAAGUUCAUGUGAACAAACAGAAGCAAGUCCAAAAGCAAACGGUUGGCGAUCUUGAAAUCACACGUAAGAUCACAGCCACCGAAACAACAGAAGUUGAGCAUAAAGGAACAACUCAAGAACGUGUCGUCGAAGGACCAGUCAAACCAGCCAAAGCACCAUUCUUCACCAAGAAAAUCCAGCCAUGCCGCGUAUUUGAAAACGAGCAAGCACGCUUCGAAGUCGAAUUCGACGGAGACCCAAUCCCGACUGUGAAAUGGUUCCGUGAAAACUUCUUGAUCCAGAACUCUUCCGACUUCCAGAUUCAUACAUUUGGAACGAAAUCGGUUCUGAUUAUACGUCAAGUCUUCUCUGAAGAUUCUGCAGUUUUUGCGGCCAUUGCUGAGAAUCGUGGUGGUACCGCUAAAUGCAGUGCCAAUCUUGUGGUUGAAGAAAGGAAACAACAAGGAAAAGGUGGUGCUGUUCCACCCAGUUUCUUAACAACAAUUCAAGAUGCUAACGUCACCGAAGGACAACUAGCUCGAUUCGAUGUACGCGUUAACGGUACAAAGCCAAUGGACGUUUAUUGGUUGAAGAACGGACGCAAAAUAACGCCAAAUAUUAAGUAUAAGACCGUGGAGGAAGACAACAACUACACACUCUUGAUUAUCGAAGCAUACCAGGAUGACACUGGCAAAUACGAAUGCGUUGCUGUCAAUAACGCAGGUGAAGCGAGAUGCGAUGCCGAAUGUUUCGUCCGUUCGUCGGUAACACCAGCAAAGAAGGAAGUAAUUGCACCCGGCUCCGAAAAAACACCGACUGUAAUUGAACCACUUAGAGAUCAAACUAUUGCCGAAGGAGCAUCGGUCAUCUUCAAGUGUCGCGUCAUCGGUAAGCCAAAUCCAGCUGCACAGUGGUACAAGGGAAACAACAUCAUCAAACAGUCGAAAUUCUUCAAAAUGAAUCGUGACGGCGAAUAUUACAGCCUUAGAAUAUCGGAGGCAUUCCCGGAGGACGAGGGAACAUACAAAUGUGAACUCUCGAAUUCGGUUGGCCAAGUAUCCACUAGUGCCAAGUUGAAGGUGCUAGCACCCGAACCACAAGAAACGUUACCAACAUUGACGCCAUUGAAAGAUUUGAUAGUGGAAGAAGGAAAUCCAGCACAAUUUCAAACGACAAUAUCUGGAAAGACCAAAGCAACAAACGUGCAAUGGUUCCGUGAUGGGGCAUUGAUUCCAGAGUCACCAGACUUCCAGAUGAUUUACGAUGGAAAUAAUGCGGUUCUACUCAUCGGCACCACAUACGAAGAGGAUACCGGCAUAUUUACUUGUAGAGUUACGUCCACGGCCGGACAGGUGAAAACGUCAGCCAAAUUGACCGUUAAAAGACGAACGAAGUCUACACACCACUUACAGGUCUAUCAAACCGAUGAACAACAACAAUUUCAACCAAAUUUUCCACACCAGCAACAACAGAAUAUGUUCCAGCAACAACAAAAUCAGUUCGGAGGACAACAGUAUUAUCAAGGAGGCCAUCAGCCCGCCGAUAGUGAAUAUAUGCCAAGAGGCGAUGAAACGUUACCGUGGCGUCGGCCAAAACCAUCGAAAAUACGAAGUCGCAGCUUACAGCCUAGAGAACGCAAUAUCGAAGAUUAUCCAUGGUUACGUCAACGACGCGAUCGAUCUGUACCUAAACAAGAAACAUUUUUGCGUGGACAACAUAGGGAACCGAUACGACCAUGGAUAGAGGAAGUGAUUUGCUUGAAACGAGCGCAAAUUAAACGCAAAAUCAUAGAACACGAGCAAUUAGAAAAGGUGUUCCUCAAAGCUAGCCAAAUCGAACGUCGUGAGAUUAUUCGCGAGCAACUGCAAAAGAUAGAUUUGAAAUGUGUUCAGAAAUACUUUGAAACAGCAAAUAUGACAAACAUUUUGGCAGAAAUUCAGGAAAGUCUGGUUUCGGGAGAAAUUGACGAUAAUAAAUUGCAACAACUGAAAAGGGUCGAAGAAAUUUCGAUUUUGGAACUAACCCGACAAAUCGAUGAUUUGGUGAAGAAGGACACAAAUGCACGGGCUGAAAUAAAGGAUCAACAACGAGUCGGUAAAAGUGAAGAGAUUGUCUUCAAAGACACGCUAACCAGCGUCGAAGAUGCAACUGCUAUGCGUCUGAAAACGCUAGACCAGAUCGAUUUACGGCAAAUUCAGCAACAGGAAGUAGCAGUACCUUGGGAACGUGGUCGUAAGAGAACAGUAGAUAAGAGUCAUCUAGCUGUGUCACACACUGAAGAGUCAACCUUGCUAACAUUGGACAAGAGCUUACAAGUUCAGACUAAACAAAUUGUACAAAUGCCACAUGAACAACCACUUGCUUGGCGGCGAGGAGGUCCUAGAUCACAAGGCGGAACUUCGUCGCAGAUUGAAGAUUCUACAGAAUUGAAUAUUGAUCAAUCGAUGAAUGUUAUUCAAAAUCAACAAAUAAUUGAACAACCAGUGGCAUGGAGAAGAGGACCAAAGAAACCAGAAGAACCGACCUUAUCAUACGUUGAGGAUUCCACAAUGUUAAGUGUUGAUCAAUCGAUGAAUCUCAUUCAAAAUGAGCAAAUAAUUGAACAACCAGUAGCUUGGAGGAGAGGACCUAGAAAACCAGAAGAACCGACUUUAUCGUACGUUGAGGACACCACAAUGUUGAGUGUUGAUCAGUCAAUUAAUGUCGCUCAAAAUGAACAAAUGAUUGAACAACCAGUGGCGUGGCGACGAGGACCGAAGAAACCAGAAGAACCGACUUUGUCGUACGUUGAAGAUUCUACAAUGUUGAGUGUUGAUCAACCUGACAAUGUAGUUUACGACCAACAAAUUAUUGAACAACCUGUUGCAUGGAGAAGAGGGCCAAAACAACCCGAGCCAGUAAAGUCCCAUGUUGAAGACGCAAAUAUUUUAACAGUUGACACCGCCGAAGACGUCGAGCAAUUGGAAGAAACGCCAGUCGCAUGGAGAAGAGGUAAAAAACCACAACAGCCUCAAGAAGUUGCCCAGCCUACAGAACCGGAAGUUACACAAGAGGCUGAAAAGACUUUGCCAUGGAUGAGAGGAAAGAAACAAAAACCGAAAGAAAAGGAACCAGUCGAACAAGUUCAAUUGAAGCCAAUUCCCAGGAAACCAUUGGUUCCCAAGCAGCAGCAACAAGAACAACAAGAAGAAGCGGUUGAUGAAAUUCAACCGGAGCCUGUCGAACCUAAAGAAACAGAACCACAACAACCAGCUGAAGGCGUCCCUUGGAGACGUGGAAAGAAGCAGAAGCCAGUAGAAGUUGUUGAGCAGAAGCCAGAAGAGCCUACAGAGGAGCUUCAAGAAGAAGAAGAAGAAAUAGAAGAAGAAGAAAUUCUAGAGCAACCGCAACAAAAGAGUGUCAAGCCUAAAAAGAAGAUAUCGAAAAAGAAGAAACUUAAGCACACGGAAUCGGAAUCUGUCGAGGAAAUUCCCGAUGAAGACAUACCCGUUAGUCAGCCAACUGAAACAAUUGUUCCUGACGAGGUCACAGAGACUGUUGCCGAAACUGAACCAGUUAAGCAGUUUAUCUUGAAAGAAGUAAAGGAAACGAAGGAAGUAGUAGAGAAGAAAAAAGUGAAAGUGAUUAAGUUAGACACUCCUCAGGAAAACGUUGAAGAUAUUCCAGAUGAAGAAGUACCUGUCGAAGAAGCUGAAGUUGUGGAAGAGCCUGAUGAUACUCAAUCGGCUACCGUUGAAAAGGUCGAUGUGAAGAAGAAGAAAAUAAUUAAAAAGAAAGUCAAGAAACAGAAAUCGGUUGCAUUUAACGACGAGCUACAAACGUUUGAAGCUGAACAAAUCGAUGACGAGACUCUUAUCGAGGAAUCACAGACUAGUAUUCAGCUCAAGCAGGGUGAAGUGAAACCUCUAACGGUUGAAGAUGAAGAGGAAAUCGAAGAACUUGAAUAUGACGAUGAUUUCAAGAAGGAAAUGGAAGUGAAAAUGACAUCAAACAUAAUAAAGAAAAACAAGAAACGCAUUCACAUUGACGAUAGUCAACCAUUGCCUGAACUUGAACUAAUAACACAAAAGAGAGUACAAGAAGUUAUUGAUAAAGUAGCCGAAGAGGAGGUCAUUGAAGAUCAGUUAAUCAAAGAUGUCGAGGAAUCUGUAAGCAAUGUAACAUUGCCAGAAAAGAAACUUGUUAAAACAAAACCGGCUGUGAUAAAACCACCACGCUUCAUUAAGAAAUUGCAGCCGGCGUCAUGCCAGCCGGAUCAGCCAGCCGUUCUGCAAUGCAAGAUCGAUGGUGCCCCAUAUCCAAUAAUCAAAUGGUAUUUCAACGAUCACGAGCUGUUCGCGUCCGAGAAGUACAUAAUGAACGUGGUCGAAAAGGUGGCCACUCUGGAGAUUGCUCGUGUGACACCAAUGGACGUAGGAAUCUACGUUUGCCAAGCAAAGAACGAAGCUGGAGUGGCAACUUCCCGCACAAAUCUAGCAUUGGAAAAAGAAGAAGGCAUACCGCCAUCAUUCGUAAAUCCAAUGAAAAUCGAAUAUACCACGGAGGAGAAUAAAGCAACAAUAACUUGUCGUAUCGACGGAAAGCCAAUGCCGGACAUAGAAUGGUACAAGGGAGAUGAGAUUGUUGUGCCCACAGAAACGUGUCAACAACUGUUCGAUGAACAAACUGGCGACGCUGCAUUGGUCAUUUAUGAACCGAUACCAAACGAAAUUACUACGUACACCGUUAAAGCGGUAAAUGAGUUUGGUCGAGCUGUUGGCAAGGCUCAAUUAUUUGUUGAGGACAGUCAACCGAUAACGCAAGAUAAACCGGAAAUAGUUCGAUCACCGAGAGUGACACCACUAGAGGCUCAAAUUGUACGAACUGGUUCGACAUUAGUUCUCAAAUCCAAUUUUACUGGUAUACCUGAGCCUGAGAUUAAAUGGCUCAAAAAUGGCAAGGAAUUGGUUAUUGACGACGAUGUAACUAUUGUCACGAAUAACAGUAUCAGUAUGGUUACGAUAAAGAAUAUGAAUCGAAAGAGGGCCGGAAAAUAUGAAAUUGUAGCUAUCAAUAAAGCUGGUGAAGCGAGAUCUUCCGGAUCAGUGGUUGUCUCCGAUAGCAAGGAUUCUGAUGAACUUCGAGCACCGCGUUUCAUUCAACCUCUCGUACCGAAAACUGUCUUAGAAAACGACGUUGUGAUCAUGGAGGCUACUGUAGAAUCUUUUCCCACCUCAUCGUUCCAAUGGUUCGUAAAUUCAACAGCCGUGAAAAGUGCCGACGACUUGCGAGUUGUUGCCAAAGAAAACAAAUCGAUUUUGAUUAUUGAAUCGUUCCAAAAGACCCACACUGGAAUGUAUAUGUGUCGAGCCGAAAACGUGGCUGGUUCAGUAACAUCCACAGCCAGUGUUAAAAUAGUAGAAGAACCACAGCUCGAAGAAGUUAGCGAAUUUAUUUCGCCACGAUUUGUCGAAAAAUUGAAACCCGUUCAAUUGAUGGACGGCGAACAGUUGAAUUUGACAUGCAAAGUUAUUGCUAAUCCAACGCCGAAGAUUUUGUGGUUCCGCAAUGAACAACCGUUGCUCGAAAGUAAGGGAACAACAAUCUCACAGGAAGCGAAUGGAAUAUGCUCCUUGACCAUUUCGGAAGUAUUUCCCGAAGACGCUGGAGAGUAUACAUGCCAUGCCUCGAAUAAAAUUGGCGAAGCUAUAAAUAGUGUUUCGGUAUCGGUUGAAGCUUUCGAGUAUGUUCCUGACUCAGAAAUAACUGGUCCGACUGCGCAAAGUGGAAGCGAAGAAGAUUUAUUGGACAAGACACUGUCGUUUGAAGAGAUGCCAGAAUUUCCACCGAAAAUACUUAAAGAUUUACCGGAACAGACGAUUCCGAAACCCGGCGAAGUGACUAAAUUAGAAGUAAAAGUAGCUGGCAAACCGAAACCGAAGGUCAAAUGGUUUAAAGAGAAGGAACUCAUUCAACCAUCUGAAGAAUAUCAAAUCGAAGAGUUCGAUGACGGAACAUCGGUGUUGGUUAUAAACAAUGUAUACCCAGAUGAUCAAGGAGAGAUAACAUUUGAGGCACAUAAUCCACUUGGAGUGGCUGUAACUACAACGGAACUAUCAGUUGAAGAAAUCGUUGGAACUAAAGAAUACAGAAAACCAGAAUGGGUGACUCACAUGGAACAAAUGCAAGAAGCUCUAAAAGCCGCAAAGACAGCACCCUCGUUCGCAAUGGAAAUAAAAGAUCAACGUGCAGCCGUAGGUGAAUCAGCCAAAUUUAUUUGUAAAUUCGCUGGUACACCACGCCCAGAAAUUCUCUGGUAUCACAACAAUCAUCUUAUUAAGUCGAAAAAUUCGUAUAAAAUUGAUGUCGAUUACGAUCGCUUCGAAUCAACUUUGACAAUAGUAUGCGCCUCGCAAGAAAGUGAAGGCUUUUACCAGUGUAAGGCCGUUAAUGAUAUAUCAACAACUGUGACGAUGGCCAAAUUCUCACUGUCGUCAACAUCAUCUAAGGAAACGACAACAUCAGUUACGAAAACUGAAACUGAAACAAAAGUCUUAAAAGAGAAAACCAAAAAAGUGAAGAAAAUUGUUAAAAAGAAAACUGAAAACGAAGCGACAAAAUUGCACAAAAGCGAAUUAAGUAUUACGCCUACGCAAAAUGUAGUUGUGAAAGAGGAGACGAAAAAAUCUGCAGCCUCAUCAUCUUCGAGUAACACAGUUAAAAUCGUCAAAUCAACGAACAUUUCGGAGCACGAAAAUAUCGAAAUUCAUGAAGAAAUCGAAGAAAUUCGCAUUAAAAUCUACAAGGAAUUAAUUUCCGAAGAAGAUUUAAGAAAUUUCAAAAUUGCUGACGAAGUCAAUGAAGUGCUCGAUAUGAUUGAAGCGAGUAAAUUUGGUUCUGGCGAAAUGCCACUGAGAGAAUUGGCUACCAUUGGCUAUCUGGUGCAAAGGGGAAUAACAGUUAACGAAGUCACUCAUUUAUACAAUGCGGAUUCGUUCCCAGCACUAAAAUAUCCAGAAUCGCAGGCUGCACUCGUCCAACUAGUCGAGCGUGAAGGUCAUGGAACUUUGAUUUCUGAAGUUAUGACCGAAGAGACUGUAAUGGAUGAACAAGAACUGGCUGCUACAGUUGGAUUCAGAGCAUUCAUGCGAAUGAUCGAACAGAGUCACAUUACAAUUGAAGAAGUAAUUACGAAUUUCAAGCAAGAGGAUUUCAUAACACAUGAAUGGAAACACGGUGAAGCUAGAGAAAGAAUUGUUGAGUCUGAAGGAAGUGUAUGUUCUAGAGAAGUUUUAUCAACUGUUUCAGAGGAGACGGUUAUUGAGAAUCGUGAUGUAACAACAAUUCGUGAAGAAAGCGUCAGGGUUGAUCAGCACCAAGUUAGCGUCGAACAACAAAAAGUUGUUGCCAAAAAGAAACAAAAAACAAAAACCACACACAAGACAGAAAUUGAACAAGAUGCGUUAGAGGUUCAAGUCGAUCGGAAAGUCUCAAAAGAAUUAACUCCUAGUUCGAAUGAUGAGUUCUUAAAAGAAGAAGUGGUUACAGAUUUUGAAGUAGAAUCAAUGAAACCGGUUAAUCAAUUGCCAACAAAUGUUCCCAUUGAACAUACGGAAAUUGUUGGUUUAAAUAAAAUUGCCAACAUUGGUCCACAAGCAGCUACAAAGGCUCAAGCAGAAGUUAAGGUUUUGCAUCAAUCUUCAGCAAUUACUGAAGAAAUUGUAGCUACUGAGAGUGAAGAACAAUCUAUUUUUGCAACAAAGAGACAAGAGCAAAAAGUUUCGACAACAACAUCUCCCCUAGAAUCGUUACAAAUAUCAGAAAUUGAGCUUAAAGACACUAUUUCUGAAAUUUUACCGUCUGUACCAGAGCCUAAACAGCAAACUCGUACAGAAUAUGUACCUAAUCAGUCGAUUAUUAUUACCGAAUCAAACACAACCGACACAGUUGGUGAUUUUGUCUCAGUGAAAAGUAUAGAAACUAAAGCUAGCGUGGAGUUUUCCGUUCAUGAUGCAAAAGUUAUUUCGGAAGCAAUAGUGUCUCAUCAAGAGAAAGAAAUGGAAAGCAAGACCCAACCGACAAAAGUUCUAGCCACCGAAGACAUAACGCCAGUGGAAGGAAUAGAAAUUACAGAAGUACAUAAAGCUGAAACUGAGAAGGAACUACCAAUGAAUAUAAAAACACAUCCAGCUCAAGCAACACGUAGCAUACCCGAAUCAGAAUACAUGGAAGUAACUGAAAUAUUUUCAGAAGAUAAAGAAUCAAAAUAUUAUCCCGAACUUGUAGUUGCUACAGAAAUUGCUACGAAAGCUUUCGUACCGCAAAAGCCUUACAUUACCGAAGAAACAAACGCUCCGGAAAAAGAGGACAUAUAUGUACCGGGGCGGUUACCACCCCAACAAUUGGCUAAUAUUUCAUUAAAAUCUGUUGAAUCAAUUACAGUGUGUCAAGCUACCGUACAAGAUACAGAAAAAGAGUUUAGUGGAUCAUUCAUUCCAGAAUCAGUAAAUGUAACUGAAGAAUUUACAACAUUCGAGAGCAUUACGACAUCGAUUGUUGAUUCACAGCAAAGUGAAACCAAAUUUGAAAAAAUUGAUGUAGACGAAAAGAAAGCAAAUGUUGAUUACUCAGAAAAUAUAACAGUUUCGACUUCUGAAAUAAACGUUGCCGAGGCGGAAGAAAAGCUACUCACACCAACUGAAGUUAAAUCAAUACAGCCCAAUUUCAACUAUUCUUCAAUGCCAAUACCCGAUAUUUUACAGCCAAUUAUUCACGAACGCGAAGAUGAUUUUGUGGCUCUUAAACAACCGAAGACUCAAAUUGGAAAACAAAUAAUUGAACCAUCCGAUGCUUUUGAAACUCAGGACACUUAUCCGUUAAGUGACGUCAUACCUUUAGAAGGAAAACCAGAAGUUAAAGGUAGUGAGGCAUCAUUUAGUUACCAAUUAUACGAAUCAAGCGAAGUAAUAACCACUGUUUCACACGACAAAGAAACCGAUUUCACAACAAAACCAACCUCUGAGUCAACAACAGCUAUGCCUAUUGUUGACACGCAACGGUCCAUCGAGGUAAUGAGUCAGGAAGCCGCAGAGAGAGAAGAGAUCUUUCACCCGCAUGAAAUGUUGGCUUCACAUCAGGCGACUGUUAAUCCUACACAUGCUUUGAAAUCAGUUGUGGUUGAUGAGAUCGAAAUUUCACACAGUGUAGACAAUGUUGUCGUCGACGUGCCUAGUACAACAAACGCUAAGGAGGUAAACACACAGAUGAAUGAAACAAUGACCACCGAAGUAACGCCUUUCGAAGGACUGACCUACUUAAAGGAUAAAGAUGCACCCGAAACACACCUUGCGGACACAUCUUGGAACACGCAAAGAUACAUUGAGAUUAUUGAGCAAAUGACAUCAGAAAAAGAAGAUCAAUUGAAUGUUGAUGCUAGAUCUGAAAGUCAAAAUGCAAGAACAGUGCCAUCUGAUACAUACAAGUCGAUUGUUGUAGAAGAGACUCAAUCUGCAAUGAGUACAUAUGAUGUAAAAAUCGAAAGUGCACCAUCAACAAAAGCAAAGCUCGUUACCGAUGAAAUGGAACAGACACAUAUAUCGGAAACUACUGCAUUUGAGGACGCUGCUAGCAUUAAGCCAACUGAAAAGCCUGACUCCGUUGUUGCUACAAAAUCACUUGAUCUACAGAAAUCAAUUCUAGUAACAGCUCAUGAAGCUUCUGAAAAGGAAGAAAAAUUUGAAAAAAGUGAUUUCUUAGACAGCUGCCUAGCCAAACAAGUUCCAACACAACCAUUUUCUUCGUUGACUGUUGAAGAAGUUGAUGUACUCCAAGAAGCAACUCAACAGAAUCGUACAGAGCCAGUUACAUCGAAAGCUAAGGUUAAAAGUACGGAAGUAGAAGAAAUGAUAGUUUCUGAAGUGCAACCGUUUGAUAAUGUCACCAAUUUACACCCUAAGCAAUCUCCUGAAGGAGCCAGUGCUGUCGAAGUGUUGGACUAUAAAAAGUCGGUGGAGGUAACCCAACUUAUUGCUUCAGAACAUGAGAAACACUUCGAAAGAGAAACAAUCGAGAAACAGACCGCUAAAUCUUCGGCCUUAGACACACAUAAAUCUAUUAUUAUUGAAGAAGUUGAACCGUCGUUAAAUACAGAUAAGGUGAGGCCCACAGAGCUACCACAAACAACAGCGAAAGUUUUAAAUUCUGAAAUGGAAGAAAAACAUAUAACCGAAAUAGUUGCUUUUGAAGGAAUUACUCAGCUCAAACCCGAACCCAAGCUGCCAGAAAAUGUUGCAUAUCAGGUUUUAAGUGAAAUGCGUUCCAUUCAAAUUAGUGAACAUAAAACAGCUGAAAAAGAAGGUAUGUUCAAUGCUGAGAUUCCAGUCGUGAGUCAAAACGCCACUAGAAUACCAUCACAUUCUCUUAAAUCUGUGCAAGUAGAAGAAAUAGAACCGUUUAUCAAUGUGAGCGAUGUGAGAGCUGUCGAUAAGAUUGACACAUUUGCCAAAGCUACGUUUGAUGAACAACAAAGUUCAACAAUAAUUGAACCGGUUUCCUAUGAAGGAAUUAGUGAUAUCAAAGACUUGACUAAAGCAGAUAUGGCUACCGCAUUAAAAUCUCUGAAUAUGCAACAGUCUUUGCAAGUAUCGUCUCAGGUCUUAGUUGAUAAAGAAGGUAAAUUAGAUGAUAAAACCCCAGUAACUCAACAACAUGCAGAAUCAAUAGCUCCUCAGCCAUUGAGGUCUGCAAUUGUCGAAGAAACUGAACCUUCACAUAGUAUUUCAAACUAUGAAGGAUCUACGAGUCUAAGUGCAAGUGCAAAAGUUUGCAGUUUAAAUGCUGAAGAAACAACCGUAACGGAAACAAUCCCAUUAGAAGGAUUAUGUACAAUGAAUAUUUCCGAUUCACUAGAAGGGAAAAUUGCCACACCCACAAUAAGCGAACUGCGUCCUGUAACAGUUACUUCCACCGAAGUUUCAGACAAAGAGGCUACAUUUACUACUUCAACAACUGAAUCCUAUCAUGCAGGUGUAACUGAACUUGAUGUCAUGAAGUCAAUGAAUGUGGAAGAAACAAAGAUAAUAGAAUCUGUGGGAUCACUCGAUUACAGACCUCAGACAACCGAUCAGGCGAAAGUGGUUAGCCAAGACCAUCAUGAGAUGAAUAUUUCAGAUCUCAUAGCCUAUGAAAACACAUCAGACUUUACAGAAUCUAGAAACCUUGAUGAGAAAGUUGCUCACGCCGUUCAGGACAGUCAACAGUCUGUCAUUGUGGAGUAUACUGAACUGUCGGAACACGAAACGCAGCUAUCAAAAAAGAUUUUGACAGAUGAACAUGCCCAUCCAGUACCUGGUAGUCCCUACAAGGUGGCAAUUGUUGCAGAAGCAGAAAUAAAAGAAUCAACAAAUGAGUACAACAUUGAAAGCAUGUCUUCAAAUGCCGAGAUAAAGACAUCUGAACAUCAUGAAAUGACUACAAGCGAAACCAUUUCUUACGAAUUAGUAGAAGGCUCUGUUAAACAGCAAGAAGUUGUUACAAAAAAAGCAUUGGCUGUAAUCGAUGAGCAAUCACCCCUUCAGAUAACAUCAAAUGAAGCAGUUGACACGGAAAAAGAGUUCAUUACGAAGCCAGAGUUUGAAACCCACAAGGCUAAAAGCGUUGAGACAAAUGCGUUAACGACUGCUGUUUCAGAAGAAGUCGAACUAACUUAUGCACUUGAAGACAUAAGACAUACUACAGAUAGACUUGAAGUAGCUACAAUUCAACGUGGGCAAAUGGAAAUCGCCGGUACGUUUCACACAGUACCAUGCGACACAAUUGAUUCUUUCGAGAGUAGUGUCAAGCCCGAACAGAAAAUUGCUCAUUCUAUGCAAGAUGAACAUUCUUCUGUUCAAGUUUCAGCGCCAGCGACAUUUGAAAACGAACAAAAUUUUGUUGCUGCAAUCACCGAAAGCAAGAAAGCCACUCAUUCGUCUGAUAACAUCUUCAAAUCAAUUGCAGUAGAAGAAGUCACAGCCUCUGAUUCCACAAAACCAAUCGAAAAAGAUGGUACAAAGCCAGUUAUUUGUCAAUUGGUAGCGGACCAGUUGAACGAGACUAGGGUAACUGAAGUUACUCCAUAUGAAAUUGUCUCAGACGCCACAAUAACAUCUUUGGAUGCAAAAACAGCUUCUCAAACUAUUUUCUCUGAAAUGAAAUCGGUUUUGACGACAGAAACAUCAGUCAACGAAUCUGAAUCAGAUCUUCAAAGUAAAGAUAAUACACUUUUCAAUGCAAACAGGAUUAUAGUACCUAAACAAGUGCCGACGCAGGAAGAGGUUAUUCCAAUUGACACUAUGUCUCCCUUCAGUUAUUCUAAAGAAAAUCCUCAGUAUCCUCAGAUUAGCCAUACAAUAUCUGAAAGUUUGGCAACUGAGGAGGUAAAGGUUGGUGAAACUGUGGAAGAAUACAUGGUUGAAGAACUUCUGGGUACAAAAAUAGCAGGUACAGACUAUAGCGAGUAUAAGGCUGUCGAACAAACAGACGUCAGAGUCAUUGAGACAACUCAGAACCUUAACGUUGCUCAGCCGGAUGAUAAGGUAGCACAACUGCUUCAACAAGCAAGUGACGCAUUGAGUGUACAAUUUGUAGAAACUGAAACUAAAGAAGAGGAACUUAUAAUUACUGCAACAGAAAAGAAAACUGCAAGAACGACUGUUUCAGAAAAAGAAGUUGCAGAGACAUCUGAAAUAAUACCUACCAGUACGGUUCAACCUAUUGAAGUCAAGCUGCCAUUGCAAGAUGAAAGCACUAUAAGUGAGACCAUUGUUGAAAGAAAAUUACCGGUAAAAGAAGUGGUUGAAAUCCAAGAAACGGUAGAACAUAUCCUAAAACAAAACGAACAAAUUAGGAAAGCUACACCUAAUGUAAAAAAGAUGAAAGUUCCAGUAACAACAGAAAUCACAUCUGAAAAUACAAUCGAACCACUUCUUCAACAAGAAACUGUCAGUGAACAUGCAACUGAACACAAUGUAAUGACAUUUAGCAAAACUUCAGAGACUACCGAAAUAUCGGUAAAUGAAACAACAGAAACAUUAGAAAAACAAAUAAAUAAAAACAGACGAGCCUCACAAACGAUUGACACAUUAAAAACAUCGACUGUGGAAGUGGUUACGUGCAAUGACACUGUUCAAACGCUUGACAUACAACAAACGAUUCCAGUAAAACAUUCAGAAAUAACGCAGCAAGAGUCAAAGAACAUUUUACAAAUAAUCGAAGUCAAUGCCAAUGAGUUCACAGACGAAUACCGUCAAAAAUCGAUUGACAAUCAGCACUUUGCAAAUAUUUCUGAAACGGAAAAAAUUGAGUUUGCUAAAUCAAAACAGCCUAAUGUGCUGCGAGAUACAAACAAGAAGACACAAUCCAAAUCAAAACCAUCUACAAAACAGACACUCGAAACACUCACCACAGAUACACCACUCACAGAAUUACCGGAGGAAGUUACAAUAAUCGAAACAAAAUCAAAAGAUGGUCAAGUGAAGAAAAUGAUAGUUAAAAAGCGAACUAUAAAGAAAGUUAAGGGAUCGAAAGACGAAAUUACGCAAAUUCAAACCGUUGAGGAAGACGACAAAGAACCUGUUAGUACAAUAACUGUUGAAGAAUAUGAAAGAAUUCCCACAGCCACUGCUACAAGCGACACAAUUGAGGAACAACCAGAACAAAUCUCAAUAAUUGAAACAAGAGAUAAAGACGGAACAUCAAAAAAAACCAUUGUCAAGAAACGAGUAAUAAAAAAGAAAAAAGGCGCCAAAGAUGAGAUUACUGAAAUUCAAACAGUUGAAGAGGAAGGACAAACUCCUGUUACCACAGUCAAAGUUGAAAGCGUUGAGCAUGACUCACAAGAUGCCGCUUCAACUGUAGAAGUAGGCCCUGAACAAGUCACCGUUCUAGAGACAGAAACCGACGACGGAGUGUCGAAGAAAACUGUUAUUAAGAAACGAACGAUCAAAAAGAAGAAAGGACCCAAACAAGAAGUAACGGAAAUACAAACUGUUGAAGAAGAGGGAAAGGAACCUAUCACAACUGUCACUGUCGAGGAGACAGAAGCGUUGCCAGAUGAACAGCCAGAAGAAGCAGUUGCAGUUGAGACACCUGAACAAGUGACUGUACUAGAAACUAAAACUGAAGAUGGGAAGACGAAGAAAACUGUAAUCAAAAAGCGGAUCAUCAAAAAGAAAAAAGGGACGAAAGACGAAGUGACUGAAAUACAGACUGUCGAAGAGGAAGGACAAGCUCCGGUUACAACAGUGACUGUCGAAGAAACUGAACCUGAACCCGAACAGACAGAAACUACAGUUCAAGAAAGUCCUGAACAAGUCACCGUUCUAGAGACAGAAACCGACGACGGAGUGUCGAAGAAAACUGUUAUUAAGAAACGAACGAUCAAAAAGAAGAAAGGACCCAAACAAGAAGUGACGGAAAUCCAAACUGUUGAAGAAGAGGGAAAGGAACCUAUCACAACUGUCACUGUCGAGGAGACAGAAGCGUUGCCAGAUGAACAGCCAGAAGAAGCAGUUGCAGUCGAGACACCUGAACAAGUGACUGUACUAGAAACUAAAACUGAAGAUGGAAAGACGAAGAAAACUGUAAUCAAAAAGCGGAUCAUCAAAAAGAAAAAGGGGGCGAAAGACGAAGUGACUGAAAUACAGACUGUCGAAGAGGAAGGACAGGCCCCAGUUACAACAGUGACUGUCGAAGAAACUGAACCUGAACCCGAAGACACCGAAACCACAGUACAAGAAAGUCCUGAACAAGUCACCGUUCUACAGACAGAAACCGACGGCGGAGUGUCGAAGAAAACUGUUAUUAAGAAACGAACGAUCAAAAAGAAGAAAGGACCCAAACAAGAAGUGACGGAAAUCCAAACUGUUGAAGAAGAGGGAAAGGAACCUAUCACAACUGUCACUGUCGAGGAGACAGAAGCGUUGCCAGAUGAACAGCCAGAAGAAGCAGUUGCAGUCGAGACACCUGAACAAGUGACUGUACUAGAAACUAAAACUGAAGAUGGGAAGACGAAGAAAACUGUAAUCAAAAAGCGGAUCAUCAAAAAGAAAAAGGGGGCGAAAGACGAAGUGACUGAAAUACAGACUGUCGAAGAGGAAGGACAAGCUCCGGUUACAACAGUGACUGUCGAAGAAACUGAACCUGAACCCGAAGAGACAGAAACUACAGUUCAAGAAAGUCCUGAACAAGUCACCGUUCUAGAGACAGAAACCGACGACGGAGUGUCGAAGAAAACUGUUAUUAAGAAACGAACGAUCAAAAAGAAGAAAGGACCCAAACAAGAAGUGACGGAAAUCCAAACUGUUGAAGAAGAGGGAAAGGAACCUAUCACAACUGUCACUAUCGAGGAGACAGAAGCGUUGCCAGAUGAACAGCCAGAAGAAGCAGUUGCAGUCGAGACACCUGAACAAGUGACUGUACUAGAAACUAAAACUGAAGAUGGGAAGACGAAGAAAACUGUAAUCAAAAAGCGGAUCAUCAAAAAGAAAAAGGGGGCGAAAGACGAAGUGACUGAAAUACAGACUGUCGAAGAGGAAGGACAAGCUCCGGUUACAACAGUGACUGUCGAAGAAACUGAACCUGAACCCGAAGAGACAGAAACUACAGUUCAAGAAAGUCCUGAACAAGUCACUGUUCUAGAGACAGAAACCGUCGACGGAGUGUCGAAGAAAACUGUUAUUAAGAAACGAACGAUCAAAAAGAAGAAAGGACCCAAACAAGAAGUGACGGAAAUCCAAACUGUUGAAGAAGAGGGAAAGGAACCUAUCACAACUGUCACUGUCGAGGAGACAGAAGCGUUGCCAGAUGAACAGCCAGAAGAAGCAGUUGCAGUCGAGACACCUGAACAAGUGACUGUACUAGAAACAAAAGCUGAAGAUGGCAAGACGAAGAAAACUGUAAUAAAAAAGCGCAUCAUCAAAAAGAAAAAGGGGCCGAAGGACGAAGUGACUGAAAUACAGACUGUCGAAGAGGAAGGACAGGCCCCAGUUACAACAGUGACUGUCGAAGAAACUGAACCUGAACCCGAAGACACCGAAACCACAGUUCAAGAAAGUCCUGAACAAGUCACCGUUCUAGAGACAGAAACAGACGACGGAGUGUCGAAGAAAACUGUCAUUAAGAAACGAACGAUCAAAAAGAAGAAAGGACCCAAACAAGAAGUGACGGAAAUCCAAACUGUUGAAGAAGAGGGAAAGGAACCUAUCACAACUGUCACUAUCGAGGAGACAGAAGCGUUGCCCGAUGAACAGCCAGAAGAAGCGGUUGCAGUCGAGACACCUGAACAAGUGACUGUACUAGAAACAAAAACUGAAGAUGGAAAGACUAAGAAAACUGUAAUCAAAAAGCGCAUCAUCAAAAGGAAAAAGGGGCCGAAAGACGAAGUGACUGAAAUACAGACUGUCGAAGAGGAAGGACAGGCUCCGGUUACAACAGUGACUGUCGAAGAAACUGAACCUGAACCAGAAGAGACCGAAACCACAGUUCAAGAAAGUCCUGAACAAGUCACAGUUCUAGAGACAGAAACAGAUGACGGAGUGUCGAAGAAAACUGUUAUUAAGAAACGAACGAUCAAAAAGAAGAAAGGACCCAAACAAGAAGUGACAGAAAUCCAAACUGUUGAAGAAGAGGGAAAGGAACCUAUCACAACUGUCACUGUCGAGGAGACAGAAGCGUUGCCCGAUGAACAGCCAGAAGAAGCAGUUGCAGUCGAGACACCUGAACAAGUGACUGUACUAGAAACAAAAACUGAAGAUGGAAAGACGAAGAAAACUGUAAUCAAAAAGCGGAUAAUCAAAAAGAAAAAGGGGCCGAAAGACGAGGUGACUGAAAUACAAACUGUCGAAGAGGAAGGACAAGCUCCGGUUACAACAGUAACUGUCGAAGAAACUGAACCUGAACCAGAAGAGACCGAAACCACAGUUCAAGAAAGUCCUGAACAAGUCACCGUUCUAGAGACAGAAACCGACGACGGAGUGUCGAAGAAAACUGUUAUUAAGAAACGAACGAUCAAAAAGAAGAAAGGACCCAAACAAGAAAUAACGGAAAUCCAAACUGUUGAAGAAGAGGGAAAGGAACCUAUCACAACUGUAACUGUCGAGGAGACAGAAGCGUUGCCCGAUGAACAGCCAGAAGAAGCGGUUGCAGUCGAGACACCUGAACAAGUGACUGUACUAGAAACAAAAACUGAAGAUGGCAAGACUAAGAAAACUGUAAUCAAAAAGCGCAUCAUCAAAAAGAAGAAGGGGCCGAAAGACGAAGUUACUGAAAUACAGACUGUCGAAGAGGAAGGACAGGCCCCAGUUACAACAGUGACUGUCGAAGAAACUGAACCUGAACCCGAAGACACCGAAACAACAGUUCAAGAAAGUCCUGAACAAGUCACCGUUCUAGAGACAGAAACCGACGACGGAGUGUCGAAGAAAACUGUUAUUAAGAAACGAACAAUCAAAAAGAAGAAAGGACCCAAACAAGAAGUGACGGAAAUCCAAACUGUUGAAGAAGAGGGAAAGGAACCUAUCACAACUGUAACUGUCGAGGAGACAGAAGCGUUGCCCGAUGAACAGCCAGAAGAAGCGGUUGCAGUCGAGACACCUGAGCAAGUGACUGUACUAGAAACAAAAACUGAAGAUGGCAAGACUAAGAAAACUGUAAUCAAAAAGCGCAUCAUCAAAAAGAAAAAGGGGCCGAAAAACGAAGUAACUGAAAUACAGACUGUCGAAGAGGAAGGACAGGCCCCAGUUACAACAGUGACUGUCGAAGAAACUGAACCUGAGCCCGAAGAGACAGAAACUACAGUUCAAGAAAGUCCUGAACAAGUCACCGUUCUAGAGACAGAAACCGACGACGGAGUGUCGAAGAAAACUGUUAUUAAGAAACGAACGAUCAAAAAGAAGAAAGGACCCAAACAAGAAGUGACAGAAAUCCAAACUGUUGAAGAAGAGGGAAAGGAACCUAUCACAACUGUCACUGUCGAGGAGACAGAAGCGUUGCCCGAUGAACAGCCAGAAGAAGCAGUUGCAGUCGAGACACCUGAACAAGUGACUGUACUAGAAACAAAAACUGAAGAUGGAAAGACGAAGAAAACUGUAAUCAAAAAGCGGAUAAUCAAAAAGAAAAAGGGGCCGAAAGACGAGGUGACUGAAAUACAAACUGUCGAAGAGGAAGGACAAGCUCCGGUUACAACAGUAACUGUCGAAGAAACUGAACCUGAACCAGAAGAGACCGAAACCACAGUUCAAGAAAGUCCUGAACAAGUCACCGUUCUAGAGACAGAAACCGACGACGGAGUGUCGAAGAAAACUGUUAUUAAGAAACGAACGAUCAAAAAGAAGAAAGGACCCAAACAAGAAAUAACGGAAAUCCAAACUGUUGAAGAAGAGGGAAAGGAACCUAUCACAACUGUCACUGUCGAGGAGACAGAAGCGUUGCCCGAUGAACAGCCAGAAGAAGCAGUUGCAGUCGAGACACCUGAACAAGUGACUGUUCUAGAAACAAAAACUGAAGAUGGAAAGACGAAGAAAACUGUAAUCAAAAAGCGGAUAAUCAAAAAGAAAAAGGGACCGAAAGACGAAGUGACUGAAAUACAAACUGUCGAAGAGGAAGGACAAGCUCCGGUUACAACAGUGACUGUCGAAGAAACUGAACCUGAACCCGAAUACACCGAAACCACAGUUCAAGAAAGUCCUGAACAAGUCACUGUUCUAGAGACAGAAACCGACGACGGAGUGUCGAAGAAAACUGUUAUUAAGAAACGAACGAUCAAAAAGAAGAAAGGACCCAAACAAGAAGUGACGGAAAUCCAAACUGUUGAAGAAGAGGGAAAGAAACCUAUCACAACUGUCACUGUCGAGGAGACAGAAGCGUUACCAGAUGAACAGACAGAAGAAGCAGUUACAGUCGAGACACCUGAACAAGUAACCGUACUCGAAACGAAAACUGAGGAUGGCAAGUCGAAGAAAACUGUAAUCAAAAAGCGGAUCAUCAAAAAGAAAAAGGGGCCGAAAGACGAAGUGACUGAAAUACUGACUGUCGAAGAGGAAGGACAAGCUCCGGUUACAACAGUGACUGUCGAAGAAACUGAACCUGAACACGAAGAGACAGAAACUACAGUUCAAGAAAGUCCUGAACAAGUCACCGUUCUAGAGACAGAAACCGACGACGGAGUGUCGAAGAAAACUGUUAUUAAGAAACGAACGAUCAAAAAGAAGAAAGGACCCAAACAAGAAGUGACGGAAAUCCAAACUGUUGAAGAAGAGGGAAAAGAACCUAUCACAACUGUAACUGUCGAGGAGACAGAAGCGUUGCCCGAUGAACAGCCAGAAGAAGCGGUUGCAGUCGAGACACCUGAGCAAGUGACUGUACUAGAAACAAAAACUGAAGAUGGCAAGACUAAGAAAACUGUAAUCAAAAAGCGCAUCAUCAAAAAGAAAAAGGGGCCGAAAAACGAAGUAACUGAAAUACAGACUGUCGAAGAGGAAGGACAGGCCCCAGUUACAACAGUGACUGUCGAAGAAACUGAACCUGAGCCCGAAGAGACAGAAACUACAGUUCAAGAAAGUCCUGAACAAGUCACCGUUCUAGAGACAGAAACCGACGACGGAGUGUCGAAGAAAACUGUUAUUAAGAAACGAACGAUCAAAAAGAAGAAAGGACCCAAACAAGAAGUGAUGGAAAUCCAAACUGUUGAAGAAGAGGGAAAAGAACCUAUCACAACUGUAACUGUCGAGGAGACAGAAGCGUUGCCCGAUGAACAGCCAGAAGAAGCGGUUGCAGUCGAGACACCUGAACAAGUGACUGUACUAGAAACAAAAACUGAAGAUGGCAAGACUAAGAAAACUGUAAUCAAAAAGCGCAUCAUCAAAAAGAAGAAGGGGCCGAAAGACGAAGUGACUGAAAUACAAACUGUCGAAGAGGAAGGACAAGCUCCGGUUACAACAGUGACUGUCGAAGAAACUGAACCUGAACCAGAAGAGACCGAAACCACAGUUCAAGAAAGUCCUGAACAAGUCACAGUUCUAGAGACAGAAACAGAUGACGGAGUGUCGAAGAAAACUGUUAUUAAGAAACGAACGAUCAAAAAGAAGAAAGGACCCAAACAAGAAAUAACGGAAAUCCAAACUGUUGAAGAAGAGGGAAAGGAACCUAUCACAACUGUCACUGUCGAGGAGACAGAAGCGUUGCCCGAUGAACAGCCAGAAGAAUCAGUUGCAGUCGAGACACCUGAACAAGUGACUGUUCUAGAAACAAAAACGGAAGAUGGAAAGACGAAGAAAACUGUAAUCAAAAAGCGCAUCAUCAAAAAGAAGAAGGGGCCGAAAGACGAGGUGACUGAAAUACAAACUGUCGAAGAGGAAGGACAAGCUCCGGUUACAACAGUAACUGUCGAAGAAACUGAACCUGAACCAGAAGAGACCGAAACCACAGUUCAAGAAAGUCCUGAACAAGUCACAGUUCUAGAGACAGAAACAGAUGACGGAGUGUCGAAGAAAACUGUUAUUAAGAAACGAACGAUCAAAAAGAAGAAAGGACCCCAACAGGAAAUAACGGAAAUCCAAACUGUUGAAGAAGAUGGAAAAGAACCUAUCACAACUGUCACUGUAGAGGAGACAGAAGCGUUGCCUGAUGAACACCCAGAAGAAGCAGUUGCAGUCGAGACACCUGAACAAGUGACUGUACUCGAAACAAAAACUGAAGAUGGAAAGACGAAGAAAACUGUAAUCAAAAAGCGGAUAAUCAAAAAGAAAAAGGGGCCGAAAGACGAGGUGACUGAAAUACAAACUGUCGAAGAGGAAGGACAAGCUCCGGUUACAACAGUGACUGUCGAAGAAACUGAACCUGAACCAGAAGAGACCGAAACCACAGUUCAAGAAAGUCCUGAACAAGUCACAGUUCUAGAGACAGAAACAGAUGACGGAGUGUCGAAGAAAACUGUUAUUAGGAAACGAACGAUCAAAAAGAAGAAAGGACCCAAACAAGAAAUAACGGAAAUCCAAACUGUUGAAGAAGAGGGAAAGGAACCUAUCACAACUGUCACUGUCGAGGAGACAGAAGCGUUGCCCGAUGAACAGCCAGAAGAAGCAGUUGCAGUCGAGACACCUGAACAAGUGACUGUACUAGAAACAAAAACUGAAGAUGGAAAGACGAAGAAAACUGUAAUCAAAAAGAGGAUAAUCAAAAAGAAAAAGGGGCCGAAAGACGAGGUGACUGAAAUACAAACUGUCGAAGAGGAAGGACAAGCUCCGGUUACAACAGUAACUGUCGAAGAAACUGAACCUGAACCAGAAGAGACCGAAACCACAGUUCAAGAAAGUCCUGAACAAGUCACAGUUCUAGAGACAGAAACAGAUGACGGAGUGUCGAAGAAAACUGUUAUUAAGAAACGAACGAUCAAAAAGAAGAAAGGACCCAAACAAGAAAUAACGGAAAUCCAAACUGUUGAAGAAGAGGGAAAGGAACCUAUCACAACUGUCACUGUCGAGGGGACAGAAGCGUUGCCCGAUGAACAGACAGAAGAAGCAGUUGCAGUCGAGACACCUGAACAAGUGACUGUACUAGAAACAAAAACUGAAGAUGGAAAGACGAAGAAAACUGUAAUCAAAAAGCGCAUCAUCAAAAAGAAGAAGGGGCCGAAAGACGAGGUGACUGAAAUACAAACUGUCGAAGAGGAAGGACAAGCUCCGGUUACAACAGUAACUGUCGAAGAAACUGAACCUGAACCAGAAGAGACCGAAACCACAGUUCAAGAAAGUCCUGAACAAGUCACAGUUCUAGAGACAGAAACAGAUGACGGAGUGUCGAAGAAAACUGUUAUUAAGAAACGAACGAUCAAAAAGAAGAAAGGACCCAAACAAGAAAUAACGGAAAUCCAAACUGUUGAAGAAGAGGGAAAGGAACCUAUCACAACUGUCACUGUCGAGGAGACAGAAGCGUUGCCCGAUGAACAGCCAGAAGAAGCAGUUGCAGUCGAGACACCUGAACAAGUGACUGUACUAGAAACAAAAACUGAAGAUGGAAAGACGAAGAAAACUGUAAUCAAAAAGCGGAUAAUCAAAAAGAAAAAGGGGCCGAAAGACGAGGUGACUGAAAUACAAACUGUCGAAGAGGAAGGACAAGCUCCGGUUACAACAGUGACUGUCGAAGAAACUGAACCUGAACCAGAAGAGACCGAAACCACAGUUCAAGAAAGUCCUGAACAAGUCACAGUUCUAGAGACAGAAACAGAUGACGGAGUGUCGAAGAAAACUGUUAUUAAGAAACGAACGAUCAAAAAGAAGAAAGGACCCAAACAAGAAAUAACGGAAAUCCAAACUGUUGAAGAAGAGGGAAAGGAACCUAUCACAACUGUCACUGUCGAGGAGACAGAAGCGUUGCCCGAUGAACAGCCAGAAGAAGCAGUUGCAGUCGAGACACCUGAACAAGUGACUGUUAUAGAAACAAAAACUGAAGAUGGAAAGACGAAGAAAACUGUAAUCAAAAAGCGGAUAAUCAAAAAGAAAAAGGGGCCGAAAGACGAAGUGACUGAAAUACAAACUGUCGAAGAGGAAGGACAGGCCCCAGUUACAACAGUGACUAUCGAAGAAACUGAACCUGAACCCGAAGACACCGAAACUACAGUUCAAGAAAGUCCUGAACAAAUCACAGAUAAGAAAGUGUCGAAAAGAACUGUUAUUAAGAAACGUGUUAUUAAGAAAAGAAAAGGUACAGAAGAGGAAGCACCUGUAAUUGAAACAGUGGAAGAAGAUGAACAGAAGCCUGUGGCAGUAAUAACGGUCUCAGAUAAUGAUGCAAUUCAAGAAACGUUAACUAUUACAGAAAUUAGCGACAAUGUCGAUCAGACGCCAAUUAAAAAGGGAAAGGGUAAAAAGAAAACAAAGGUUUUUUCAACCGACAUUGAGGAAAUAGUGGAUGAUACAACUGAAGACGAUAAACCAAGUUCCGAAUUCAUAACAACAUUUGAAACAACUACAGAGAAUGGAAAGACAGUUAUAAAAACAAAAAACAAGAAAAUUACACACAAAGACAAUUUUGUAGUUGAAGAGGUUUUAAGUGAAGAAGAUAUAUCGCCGUCGAAUGACGAACAACAUGACGUUCAAAUAGUUGAAGUUGUUGAUGAGGAUAUUCCAGAAGAUACACCCAUAACACAAUCAACUGAUACACAACCCGACGAUAUUGACACUAAACCCGAAAAACCAAAAAAGAAGAAAACAAAACCAAAACAAGACACACAGAAACCUGAUAGUAUUUCAACUAUAAAAGAACUUGAGGAAGAGUCUGUAGUUGAGACUCCAGAACAGAUUACUGUUUUGGAAUCUAAAACUGAAGACGGUCAAACAAAAACAAAAGUCGUCAAAAAACGAGUAAUCAAAAAGAAGAAGGGCGGUAAGGAGGAGAUAACAGAAAUUCUAACAGUUGAAGAAGAUGGCCAAGAACCAGUUACUACUGUAACCGUUGAAGAAACUGAACCAGAACCACAAGUUGUUACGACAGUUCAUGAGGAACCUGAACAAAUUACCGUUACUGAAACCGAAACUGAAGAUGGACCUAAACGAACUGUGGUCAAGAAACGUACCAUAAAGAAAAAGAAAGGACCCAAAGAAGAAAUUACCGAAAUCCAAACAGUUGAAGAAGACGGAAAAGAACCUGUCACAACAGUUACAGUCGAAGAAACAGAAGCACUUCUUGAAGACAAACCGGAGGAAGCAUUUGCUGUUGAAAGUGUGGAAACUCCUGAACAAGUAACUGUAUUGGAAACCAAGACACUUGAUGGAGAAACCAAGAAAACUGUCAUCAAAAAACGAGUAAUCAAAAAGAAGAAGGGCGGAAAGGAGGAGGUAACCGAAAUUCAAACAGUUGAAGAAGACGGCCAAGAACCAGUUACUACUGUAACUGUUGAAGAAACUGAACCAGAACCACAAGUUGUUACGACAGUUCAUGAGGAACCUGAACAAAUUACCGUUACUGAAACCGAAACUGAAGAUGGACCUAAACGAACUGUGGUCAAGAAACGUACCAUAAAGAAAAAGAAAGGACCCAAAGAAGAAAUUACCGAAAUCCAAACAGUUGAAGAAGACGGAAAAGAACCUGUCACAACAGUUACAGUCGAAGAAACAGAAGCACUUCCUGUAGACAAACCAGAGGAAGCAUUUGCUGUUGAAAGUGUGGAAACUCCUGAACAAGUGACUGUAUUGGAAACUAAGACACUUGAUGGAGAAACCAAGAAAACUGUCAUCAAAAAACGAGUAAUCAAAAAGAAGAAGGGCGGUAAAGAGGAGGCAACCGAAAUUCAAACAGUUGAAGAAGACGGCCAAGAACCAGUUACUACUGUAACGGUUGAAGAAACUGAACCAGAACCACAAGUUGUUACGACAGUUCAUGAGGAACCUGAACAAAUUACAGUUACUGAAACCGAAACUGAAGAUGGACCUAAACGAACUGUGGUCAAGAAACGUACCAUAAAGAAAAAGAAAGGACCCAAAGAAGAAAUUACCGAAAUCCAAACAGUUGAAGAAGACGGAAAAGAACCUGUCACAACAGUUACAGUCGAAGAAACAGAAGCACUUCUUGAAGACCAACCGGAGGAAGCAUUUGCUGUUGAAAGUGUGGAAACUCCUGAACAAGUAACUAUAUUGGAAACCAAGACACUUGAUGGAGAAACCAAGAAAACUGUCAUCAAAAAACGAGUAAUCAAAAAGAAGAAGGGCGGUAAGGAGGAGGUGACCGAAAUUCAAACAGUUGAAGAAGACGGCCGAGAACCAGUUACUACUGUAACUGUUGAAGAAACUGAACCAGAACCGCAAGUUGUUACGACAGUUCAUGAGGAACCUGAACAAAUUACCGUUACUGAAACCGAAACUGAAGACGGACCUAAACGAACUGUGGUCAAGAAACGUACCAUCAAGAAAAAGAAAGGACCAAAAGAGGAAAUUACCGAAAUCCAAACAGUUGAAGAAGACGGAAAAGAACCUAUCACAACAGUUACAGUCGAAGAAACAGAAGCACUUCUUGAAGACCAACCGGAGGAAGCAUUUGCUGUUGAAAGUGUGGAAACUCCUGAACAAGUAACUAUAUUGGAAACCAAGACACUUGAUGGAGAAACCAAGAAAACUGUCAUCAAAAAACGAGUAAUCAAAAAGAAGAAGGGCGGUAAGGAGGAGGUGACCGAAAUUCAAACAGUUGAAGAAGACGGCCGAGAACCAGUUACUACUGUAACUGUUGAAGAAACUGAACCAGAACCGCAAGUUGUUACGACAGUUCAUGAGGAACCUGAACAAAUUACCGUUACUGAAACCGAAACUGAAGACGGACCUAAACGAACUGUGGUCAAGAAACGUACCAUCAAGAAAAAGAAAGGACCAAAAGAGGAAAUUACCGAAAUCCAAACAGUUGAAGAAGACGGAAAAGAACCUAUCACAACAGUUACAGUCGAAGAAACAGAAGCACUUCCUGAAGACCAGCCAGAAGAAGCAUUUGCUGUUGAAAGUGUGGAAACUCCUGAACAAGUAACUGUAUUGGAAACCAAGACACUUGAUGGAGAAACCAAGAAAACUGUCAUCAAAAAACGAGUAAUCAAAAAGAAGAAGGGCGGUAAGGAGGAGGUAACCGAAAUUCAAACAGUUGAAGAAGACGGCCAAGAACCAGUUACUACUGUAACUGUUGAAGAAACUGAACCAGAACCACAAGUUGUUACGACAGUUCAUGAGGAACCUGAACAAAUUAUCGUUACUGAAACAGAAACUGAAGAUGGACCUAAACGAACUGUGGUCAAGAAACGUACCAUAAAGAAAAAGAAAGGACCCAAAGAAGACAUUACCGAAAUCCAAACAGUUGAAGAAGACGGAAAAGAACCUGUCACAACAGUUACAGUCGAAGAAACAGAAGCACUUCCUGAAGACCAGCCAGAAAAAGGAUUUGCUGUUGAAAGUGUGGAAACUCCUGAACAAGUAACUGUAUUGGAAACCAAGACACUUGAUGGAGAAACCAAGAAAACUGUCAUCAAAAAACGAGUAAUAAAAAAGAAGAAGGGCGGUAAGGAGGAGGUAACCGAAAUUCAAACAGUUGAAGAAGACGGCCAAGAACCAGUCACCACUGUCACCGUCGAAGAAACUGAACCAGAACCACAAGUUGUUACGACAGUUCAUGAGGAACCUGAACAAAUUAGCGUUACUGAAACCGAAACUGAAGAUGGACCUAAACGAACUGUGGUCAAGAAACGUACCAUAAAGAAAAAGAAAGGACCCAAAGAAGAAAUUACCGAAAUCCAAACAGUUGAAGAAGACGGAAAAGAACCUGUCACAACAGUUACAGUCGAAGAAACAGAAGCACUUCUUGAAGACCAACCGGAGGAAGCAUUUGCUGUUGAAAGUGUGGAAACUCCUGAACAAGUAACUGUAUUGGAAACCAAGACACUUGAUGGAGAAACCAAGAAAACUGUCAUCAAAAAACGAGUAAUAAAAAAGAAGAAGGGCGGUAAGGAGGAGGUAACCGAAAUUCAAACAGUUGAAAAAGACGGCCAAGAACCAGUUACUACUGUAACGGUUGAAGAAACUGAACCAGAACCACAAGUUGUUACGACAGUUCAUGAGGAACCUGAACAAAUUACAGUUACUGAAACCGAAACUGAAGAUGGACCUAAACGAACUGUGGUCAAGAAACGUACCAUAAAGAAAAAGAAAGGACCCAAAGAAGAAAUUACCGAAAUCCAAACAGUUGAAGAAGACGGAAAAGAACCUGUCACAACAGUUACAGUCGAAGAAACAGAAGCACUUCUUGAAGACCAACCGGAGGAAGCAUUUGCUGUUGAAAGUGUGGAAACUCCUGAACAAGUAACUGUAUUGGAAACCAAGACACUUGAUGGAGAAACCAAGAAAACUGUCAUCAAAAAACGAGUAAUCAAAAAGAAGAAGGGCGGUAAGGAGGAGGUAACCGAAAUUCAAACAGUUGAAGAAGACGGCCAAGAACCGGUUACUACUGUAACUGUUGAAGAAACUGAACCAGAACCACAAGUUGUUACGACAGUUCAUGAGGAACCUGAACAAAUUACCGUUACUGAAACCGAAACUGAAGAUGGACCUAAACGAACUGUGGUCAAGAAACGUACCAUAAAGAAAAAGAAAGGACCCAAAGAAGAAAUUACCGAAAUCCAAACAGUUGAAGAAGACGGAAAAGAACCUGUCACAACAGUUACAGUCGAAGAAACAGAAGCACUUCUUGAAGACAAACCGGAGGAAGCAUUUGCUGUUGAAAGUGUGGAAACUCCUGAACAAGUAACUGUAUUGGAAACCAAGACACUUGAUGGAGAAACCAAGAAAACUGUCAUCAAAAAACGAGUAAUCAAAAAGAAGAAGGGCGGAAAGGAGGAGGUAACCGAAAUUCAAACAGUUGAAGAAGACGGCCAAGAACCAGUUACUACUGUAACUGUUGAAGAAACUGAACCAGAACCACAAGUUGUUACGACAGUUCAUGAAGAACCUGAACAAAUUACCGUUACUGAAACCGAAACUGAAGAUGGACCUAAACGAACUGUGGUCAAGAAACGUACCAUAAAGAAAAAGAAAGGACCCAAAGAAGAAAUUACCGAAAUCCAAACAGUUGAAGAAGACGGAAAAGAACCUGUCACAACAGUUACAGUCGAAGAAACAGAAGCACUUCCUGUAGACAAAUCAGAGGAACCAUUUGCUGUUGAAAGUGUGGAAACUCCUGAACAAGUGACUGUAUUGGAAACUAAGACACUUGAUGGAGAAACCAAGAAAACUGUCAUCAAAAAACGAGUAAUCAAAAAGAAGAAGGGCGGAAAGGAGGAGGUAACCGAAAUUCAAACACUUGAAGAAGACGGCCAAGAACCAGUUACUACUGUAACUGUUGAAGAAACUGAACCAGAACCACAAGUUGUUACGACAGUUCAUGAAGAACCUGAACAAAUUACCGUUACUGAAACCGAAACUGAAGAUGGACCUAAACGAACUGUGGUCAAGAAACGUACCAUAAAGAAAAAGAAAGGACCCAAAGAAGAAAUUACCGAAAUCCAAACAGUUGAAGAAGACGGAAAAGAACCUGUCACAACAGUUACAGUCGAAGAAACAGAAGCACUUCCUGUAGACAAACCAGAGGAAGCAUUUGCUGUUGAAAGUGUGGAAACUCCUGAACAAGUAACUAUAUUGGAAACCAAGACACUUGAUGGAGAAACCAAGAAAACUGUCAUCAAAAAACGAGUAAUCAAAAAGAAGAAGGGCGGUAAGGAGGAGGUGACCGAAAUUCAAACAGUUGAAGAAGACGGCCAAGAACCAGUCACCACUGUCACCGUCGAAGAAACUGAACCAGAGCCCCAAAUGGUUGCGACACUUCAUGAGGAACCUGAACAAAUUACCGUUACUGAAACCGAAACUGAAGAUGGACCUAAACGAACUGUGGUCAAGAAACGUACCAUCAAGAAAAAGAAAGGACCAAAAGAGGAAAUUACCGAAAUCCAAACAGUUGAAGAAGACGGAAAAGAACCUGUCACAACAGUUACAGUCGAAGAAACAGAAGCACUUCCUGAAGACCAGCCAGAAGAAGCAUUUGCUGUUGAAAGUGUGGAAACUCCUGAACAAGUAACUGUAUUGGAAACCAAGACACUUGAUGGAGAGACCAAGAAAACUGUCAUCAAAAAACGAGUAAUAAAAAAGAAGAAGGGCGGUAAGGAGGAGGUAACCGAAAUUCAAACAGUUGAAGAAGACGGCCAAGAACCAGUCACCACUGUCACCGUCGAAGAAAUUGAACCAGAACCACAAGUUGUUACGACAGUUCAUGAGGAACCUGAACAAAUUACCGUUACUGAAACCGAAACUGAAGAUGGACCUAAACGAACUGUGGUCAAGAAACGUACCAUAAAGAAAAAGAAAGGACCCAAAGAAGAAAUUACCGAAAUCCAAACAGUUGAAGAAGACGGAAAAGAACCUGUCACAACAGUUACCGUCGAAGAAACAGAAGCACUUCUUGAAGACCAACCGGAGGAAGCAUUUGCUGUUGAAAGUGUGGAAACUCCUGAACAAGUAACUAUAUUGGAAACCAAGACACUUGAUGGAGAAACCAAGAAAACUGUCAUCAAAAAACGAGUAAUCAAAAAGAAGAAGGGCGGUAAGGAGGAGGUGACCGAAAUUCAAACAGUUGAAGAAGACGGCCAAGAACCAGUUACUACUGUAACUGUUGAAGAAACUGAACCAGAACCACAAGUUGUUACGACAGUUCAUGAGGAACCUGAACAAAUUACCGUUACUGAAACCGAAACUGAAGAUGGACCUAAACGAACUGUGGUCAAGAAACGUACCAUCAAGAAAAAGAAAGGACCGAAAGAGGAAAUUACCGAAAUCCAAACAGUUGAAGAAGACGGAAAAGAACCUGUCACAACAGUUACAGUCGAAGAAACAGAAGCACUUCCUGAAGAUCAACCAGAGGAAGCAUUGGCUGUUGAAAGUGUGGAAACUCCUGAACAAGUGACUGUAUUGGAAACUAAGACACUUGAUGGAGAAACCAAGAAAACUGUUAUCAAAAAACGAGUAAUCAAAAAGAAGAAGGGCGGUAAAGAGGAGGUAACCGAAAUUCAAACAGUUGAAGAAGACGGCCAAGAACCAGUUACUACUGUAACUGUUGAAGAAACUGAACCAGAACAAGAGGAAGCAUUUGCUGUUGAAAGUGUGGAAACUCCUGAACAAGUGACUGUAUUGGAAACUAAGACACUUGAUGGAGAAACCAAGAAAACUGUCAUCAAAAAACGAGUAAUCAAAAAGAAGAAGGGCGGUAAAGAGGAGGUAACCGAAAUUCAAACAGUUGAAGAAGACGGCCAAGAACCAGUUACUACUGUAACGGUUGAAGAAACUGAACCAGAACCACAAGUUGUUACGACAGUUCAUGAGGAACCUGAACAAAUUACAGUUACUGAAACCGAAACUGAAGAUGGACCUAAACGAACUGUGGUCAAGAAACGUACCAUAAAGAAAAAGAAAGGACCCAAAGAAGAAAUUACCGAAAUCCAAACAGUUGAAGAAGACGGAAAAGAACCUGUCACAACAGUUACAGUCGAAGAAACAGAAGCACUUCUUGAAGACCAACCGGAGGAAGCAUUUGCUGUUGAAAGUGUGGAAACUCCUGAACAAGUAACUAUAUUGGAAACCAAGACACUUGAUGGAGAAACCAAGAAAACUGUUAUCAAAAAACGAGUAAUCAAAAAGAAGAAGGGCGGUAAAGAGGAGGUAACCGAAAUUCAAACAGUUGAAGAAGACGGCCAAGAACCAGUUACUACUGUAACUGUUGAAGAAACUGAACCAGAACCACAAGUUGUUACGACAGUUCAUGAGGAACCUGAACAAAUUACCGUUACUGAAACCGAAACUGAAGAUGGACCUAAACGAACUGUGGUCAAGAAACGUACCAUCAAGAAAAAGAAAGGACCCAAAGAAGAAAUUACCGAAAUCCAAACAGUUGAAGAAGACGGAAAAGAACCUGUCACAACAGUUACAGUCGAAGAAACAGAAGCACUUCCUGAAGACCAACCAGAGGAAGCAUUUGCUGUUGAAAGUGUGGAAACUCCUGAACAAGUGACUGUAUUGGAAACUAAGACGCUUGAUGGAGAAACCAAGAAAACUGUCAUCAAAAAACGAGUAAUCAAAAAGAAGAAGGGCGGUAAAGAGGAGGUAACCGAAAUUCAAACAGUUGAAGAAGACGGCCAAGAACCAGUUACUACUGUAACGGUUGAAGAAACUGAACCAGAACCACAAGUUGUUACGACAGUUCAUGAGGAACCUGAACAUAUUACCGUUACUGAAACCGAAACUGAAGACGGACCUAAGAGAACUGUGGUCAAGAAACGUAUCAUAAAGAAAAAGAAAGGACCGAAAGAAGAAAUUACCGAAAUCCAAACAGUUGAAGAAGACGGAAAAGAACCUGUCACAACAGUUACAGUCGAAGAAACAGAAGCACUUCCUGAAGACCAACCAGAGGAAGCAUUUGCUGUUGAAAGUGUGGAAACUCCUGAACAAGUGACUGUAUUGGAAACUAAGACGCUUGAUGGAGAAACCAAGAAAACUGUCAUCAAAAAACGAGUAAUCAAAAAGAAGAAGGGCGGUAAAGAGGAGGUAACCGAAAUUCAAACAGUUGAAGAAGACGGCCAAGAACCAGUUACUACUGUAACUGUUGAAGAAACUGAACCAGAACCACAAGUUGUUACCACAGUUCAUGAGGAACCUGAACAAAUUACCGUUACUGAAACCGAAACUGAAGACGGACCUAAACGAACUGUGGUCAAGAAACGUACCAUCAAGAAAAAGAAAGGACCAAAAGAGGAAAUUACUGAGAUCCAAACAGUUGAAGAAGAUGGGAAAGAACCUGUCACAACAGUUACAGUCGAAGAAACAGAAGUACUUCCUGAAAAACAACCAGAUGAAGCAUUUGCUGUUGAAAGUGUGGAAACUCCUGAACAAGUGACUGUAUUGGAAACUAAGACACUUGAUGGAGAGACCAAGAAAACUGUCAUCAAAAAACGAGUAAUCAAAAAGAAGAAGGGCGGUAAGGAGGAGGUGACCGAAAUUCAAACAGUUGAAGAAGACGGCCAAGAACCAGUUACUACUAUAACUGUUGAAGAAACUGAACCAGAACCACAAGUUGUUACGACAGUUCAUGAGGAACCUGAACAAAUUACCGUUACUGAAACCGAAACUGAAGAUGGACCUAAACGAACUGUAGUCAAGAAACGUACCAUAAAGAAAAAGAAAGGACCUAAAGAAGAAAUUACCGAAGUCCAAACAGUUGAAGAAGACGGAAAAGAACCUGUCACAACAGUUACAGUCGAAGAAAGAGAAGCACUUCCUGAAGACCAACCAGAGGAAGUAUUUGCUGUUGAAAGUGUGGAAACUCCUGAACAAGUAACUGUAUUGGAAACCAAGACACUUGAUGGAGAGACCAAGAAAACUGUCAUCAAAAAACGAGUAAUAAAAAAGAAGAAGGGCGGUAAGGAGGAGGUAACCGAAAUUCAAACAGUUGAAGAAGACGGCCAAGAACCAGUCACCACUGUCACCGUCGAAGAAAUUGAACCAGAACCACAAGUUGUUACGACAGUUCAUGAGGAACCUGAACAAAUUACCGUUACUGAAACCGAAACUGAAGAUGGACCUAAACGAACUGUGGUCAAGAAACGUACCAUAAAGAAAAAGAAAGGACCCAAAGAAGAAAUUACCGAAAUCCAAACAGUUGAAGAAGACGGAAAAGAGCCUGUCACAACAGUUACAGUCGAAGAAACAGAAGCACUUCCUGAAGACCAGCCAGAGGAAGCAUUUGCUGUUGAAAGUGUGGAAACUCCUGAACAAGUAACUGUAUUGGAAACCAAGACUGUUGAUGGAGAAACCAAGAAAACUGUCAUCAAAAAACGAGUAAUCAAAAAGAAGAAGGGCGGAAAGGAGGAGGUAACCGAAAUUCAAACAGUUGAAGAAGACGGCCAAGAACCAGUCACCACUGUCACCGUCGAAGAAACUGAACCAGAACCACAAGUUGUUACCUCAGUUCAUGAGGAACCAGAACAAAUUACCGUUACUGAAACCGAAACUGAAGACGGACCUAAGAGAACUGUGGUCAAGAAACGUACCAUAAAGAAAAAGAAAGGACCGAAAGAAGAAAUUACCGAAAUCCAAACAGUUGAAGAAGACGGAAAAGAACCUGUCACAACUGUUACAGUUGAGGAGGCUGAUGUCUAUCCUGUGGACUCAAUCGAUGUUACCGUGGAUGCUGCGGAGGAACCUUAUGAGCCAGAACCAACAAAGAAGAAAAAAUCUAAGAAAUCAAUCAAAAAGAAAGUCAGGUACAUCAUUAGAAGGAAGGAAAACGACAAAGAAGGCUGGAUGGAAAUUAUCGACACAGAAGAACCGGAAAUUCCAGAGAUUGAAGAAAUAGUGGAAGAACCAACAGAAGAGGAAGUGGAAAAAAUAAAGCCAAAGAAAAUUAUGAAAAAGAAGAAGGGUGAUAAAGGUGAUUGGCUGGAAAUUGUUGAUGAUGAGGAAGUUGCUCCUGAGGAACUUGCCCCUGACGAUGUAGAAGAAGUCGUUGAACAACCAAAAGAAGUGGAGAAAAAGAAAACGAAGAAAAUUAUGAAGAAGAAAAAGGCAGACAAGGAAGGAUGGCAUGAAAUUGUUGAUGCUGAUGAUGAAACUGAGGAACCACAAACAACUGAAGAGAUCAUCUUUCCCUUGAGCGAGGUUCAAGUAGAAGAAGUGGAAACACCCGAAGGAAACGUCAUUAAGAAAACAACAAAGAAACGUGUCAUCAAAAAGAAAGAAGGACCAAAAGAAGAAAUUGUAGAAGUGGUCGUUGUCGAAGAAGAUGGUAAAGAACCUGAAAUGACCGUCACCACAACCGAAUUAGAUGAAAGUGAUCAGACGGAAGAAGUAACAAAAAAGAAACCAAAGAAAAAAACGAUAAAAAAAAUCAAAAAAGAUGAUCAGCUAGAAUACAUACAGAGUUUGAUUGAUGCUGAGAUUCCACAGACGGAGUUAGAAAAUUACGAAACAACUGAUAUUGAGCAAAAGCCAAAGAUUAAAAAGAAGGUUAAGAAGGAGAAAUCACAUAACGAACCAGAGAUUGAAGAAAAACCAGCAGUUGACGAUGACGAUUCUGUUCAGCCACAAGAGGAAAAUAAGAGUGAGCCAGAAAAGAUCUUAAAGAAAAAACCUAAGAAAUCUCAAAAACUCGAAGAGACAGUUGAGCCCGAAGCCAUCGAAAUCGAAGAGCAGCCUGAAGAAGUAGUGGAAACACUAGUGGCAAACGAAGAAGGCGAGGAGGUUAAGCAAAGAACUAAGAAACGAGUUAUAAAAAAGAAACAAGGUCUAAAAGAAGAAGUAAUAGAAGUAGUCACUAUAGAUAAGGAAGGGGAGGAGCCUGAGACAACAAUUACCGUAGUGGAGGUGACAGAUGUUGAAGAAACACCCGAAGAACUAGCACCUAAUGAGCAAAAGAAACCGAAAAAGAAAUCUGUGAAGAAGGUUAAGAAAAAUGAUGAGGAUGAAUACAUAAAACAACUUCUGGAAGCAGAUAUUCCAAAAACAGAAUUAGAGCAAUUUGAAAAACCCGAAUUUGAAAAGCGUAAGAAAUCAAUCAAAUCUGAAUCUGAUAAGGACGAAAUUGAAGAAAAGCCGAAAGAAAAAAAGAAAAAGAAAAAGAAGCCUAUUGAAGUGGAUCAAGCGGACGAGCAAGAGGAAGAACCUGAAAAGGAAUUAGAAGUUGCAGAUCAUCCCGAUGAGCCAACAGAAUUGAUUACGAAAGUUGAAAAACCCAAACCUAAGAAAAUCGUUAAACGAAGAAAAGGUGAGAAGGGCGAUUGGUUGGAAAUUGUCGAUGCAGAGGAGGAGUCUCAGGUAGUUGAAGAAACAAUUGAGGAACCAAUAGAAGAGAAACCUGAAAAACCUAAAUCAAAGAAAGUUAUUAAAAAGAAGAAAGGAGACAAGGGUGAUUGGCUAGAAAUCGUUGACGAUGAAGAUGAGUUACCUACUACUCAGGAAGCAGUUGAAGAGCCAAAAAAUAAGGCGACUGAAAAAGUAAAGCCGAAAAAAAUUAUAAAAAGGAAGAAAGGCGACAAGGAAUGGCUUGAAAUCGUUGACGCUACCGAAGAAGAUGAGCCACAAAAUGCUGAAGUUAUUCUUUUACCUGUGAGUGAAGUUAAAAUAGAAGAAGUGGAAACACCAGAGGGCCAGGUAGUAAAGAAAACCACGAAGAAACGUGUCAUCAAAAAGAAGGAAGGUCCUAAAGAAGAGGUGAUAGAAAUUAUAGUUGUGGAAGAAGACGGUCAGGAACCAGAAAUGACAGUAACGUCAACGGUAAUAGAUGAAACUGAGACUCAAGAAGAUGUGACACAGAAAAAGCCGAAGAAGAAAACCAUCAAGAAAAUCAAAAAAGAUGAUCAAGAUGAUUAUAUUCAAAGUUUGAUAAAUGCCGAGAUUCCCACAACAGAGCUGGAAGAAUACGAAAAAGGUGACAUCGAACCGGCCCAAAAACCUAAGAAAAAAUCGAAAAAGGAGAAACCGAAAGAGGCGGAUUCUACAGACACAACUACACAGGCCGAAGAGAAGCCUGAAGAAGAGACUGCAAUUGCUCCAGAGGAAGAAAAAUACGAUGAGCCUGUAGUGAAGAAAAGGGUAAUCAAAAAGAAACCUAAAGAAGUUGUUCCUGAUGAAGUUGGUGAAAUUAUUGUAGAAGAAAAACCAACGGAAGAAUUCGUGGUGGAGGAACAUGGCGAAAAAGUUACUGUUGUGGAAGUUACUAAUGAAGAAGGAGAACCUGUAAAGAAAACUACUAAGAAACGUGUAAUUAAAAAGAAAGAUGGAGCAAAGGAAGAGUUUAUUGAGAUUGUAUCGGUGCAAGAAGACGGUAAAGAGCUUGAGAUCACAGUUACUGUUACCGAAUCAGAGCCGGAGCCUCAACUUGAAACAGACGAGCCGGAAAAGCCAAAGAAGAAGAAAAAAUCCGUUAAAAAAUUAAAGAAAGGCGAAGAUGAUGACUACAUUCAACGUCUCAUUGAAAUGGAAAUUCCAAAAACAGAACUUGAGAAAUAUGAAAAGGUAGAUGUCGAAAAACGAGAAAAGUCAAAACAAGUCGAUGAAUUAGAAGACCAAUCGGAACCUGAAAAUCCUGAACAACCCGAGCAGCCACAGGAACAAGAAACGCCACAAAAGACACAUAAAAAGAAAUCAGUAAAGAAGGCGACACCAAAAGAAAUUGAGCCGGAGGAAGUUCACUCAAUUGAAAUUGAGGAACAACCAGAGGAAGUGGUCGAGACUGUCGUUCCUACAAUUGAAGGUGAAGAGGUCAAACAGCGAACUAAAAAGCGAACCAUUAAAAAGAAACAAGGUGACAAAGAAGAAAUAAUAGAAAUUGUCACUGUGGACAAAGAUGGUCAGGAACCGGAAACUACCAUAACAGUUCUUGAAGUACCUGAAGAAGAUAAUGAAGAAGACGACGAACAACAAAAGCCAGAAGUGCGAAAGAAGCCUAAGAAAAAGUCAGUGAAGAAAGUAAAGGUAAAUGAUGAGGACGAAUAUAUAAGGCAAUUAUUAGAAGCUGAAAUUCCGAAAACCGAAUUAGAACAGUUUGAAAAACCCGAAUUUGAAGAGCGCAAAAAAUCAAUCAAGCCAGAUUCGGACGAAGAAAAGCCGAAGAAAAAGAAAAAGUCGAAAGUUGACACACCGAAGGAGACCGAAAAGGAGAAGUAUGAAGAACCUGAAGAACCAAUAGUGAAGAAACGAGUUAUCAAAAAGAAACCAAAACAGAUUCAAGACUCUCCUGUGGACACAGUAGAUGAAGAAGCACCAGCUGAAUUUACAGUCGAAGAGCAUGCAGAGCAGGUCACGGUGACAGAAGUUCCCGAUAAUGAAGGUGAAAUUGUUCAGAAAACAACUAAAAAAAGAGUUAUUAAGAAGAAAGACGGUGAAAAAGAACAAUUAAUUGAAAUCGUCACCGUUCAAGAAGAAGGAAAAGAACCAGAAAUUACAGUCACUGUGUCUGAAUUGGAACCCGCAACAGUAGAUGAAACGGACGCUAAUAUCGGAGAAAGUAAGCCCAAAAAGAAGAAGAAAUUGGUCAAAAAAUUGAAAAAAGGUGACGAAUUUGACUACAUUCAACGACUUAUUGAAAUGGAAAUUCCUAAAACCGAACUAGAGAAAUAUGAAAAAAUUGACCUUGAUACUGGUAAGCCCAAAAAAGAAAGGCCAGACCUAGUUCCAAUUGCAAUAAUUCGGAAAGAUCAAAAACCUACUAAAGUCAAAAUCAUGCAAGCAGAAGACCUCCCGCAAGCAACUCGAUUGAAAACUAAGAAACCAAAACAAAAGGAAAAACCCAAGGAUGAAGAAAAAUUCCCUAAAUUCAACCUAAAAAGUCGAAUGACAGAGGUAAAUUAUCCGCCAGAACCGCUAAAAGCAAUAAUAACCGAUUUGAACACACAUCGCGACCAAGGGGAAUUAUCGCGUAACAUAGAAGAAGCUGAAAAAAUUCUAAAGACGAAGAAAAAGAAAUUUAAGCACAUUAAAAAACGAAAGGAUAGCCUUGAGCGUCCUGAAUUAGAAAAAUAUGAAAAAUAUGAAAGUAGUUCGGAUGAAGCCUCUGAAACUAAGAAAUAUGAAAGGGCCACCAAGGAAGUCAAGGAUGAAAAAGACGAAACUAAGACACUCAAGUUAGGAAAAGGAAAGAAGAAGCCACUGGAUGCAGAAACUUCAGAAAAUGUAAAAUUGAAACCACUAAAACCUAAGGGUGAAAUUUCGGAGGAAGUAGAACUGGUGAAACCGAAACAAGAGAAGCCAGUAGAACAAAAAGAUUUACCAGACAGUGAAGCUCCUAAUUAUGAAAUUAAGCCGUUCGACCAAUUAGAAUUUGAGCCUUUCGAAACUCCAUUAGAGCAACCGGAAAGAUUUGAGGAUUCACCAGAACCGGAAUUGGAGAAAGAGCCGAAAACAACGAAACAUAUUAAGAAAAAGAAACGUAAACCAGAACCAGAAACCAUACAGCAUCCAAUAGUCCCAGGUGUACCGAAACCGCAAGAAGAAGAGCCUGAAGAGGAUGUUAAAUUUAGAAUCGCUCAAAAGCCAAAACCUGAAGUGGAAGUAGAAAGUGCAAAACUAAGGCCUAUUGACAAACCUAAGGAUGAAGUUAGUAAACCCACUCCCGAAGGCGACAGAGAUAUGAAUCUGGCAAAACCAAUAUCACCGGUUCCAUCAGAAGAAGAAGACGUAGUAGAACCGACGAAACCAACGAAAAUAAAAAAGAAAAAACCGAAACACACAGAAGACGAAACUCCGCAAGAACCCACUGCUGCAGAUGAAGCUCCUGAAGAAACAAUUCCUGAAUCUACUGAUACUGAAACACCGAAACACAUACAUAAAAAGCACAAAAAAGAAAAACUGUCACACAAAGACACACCUGAUUCAAGUGAGGUGCCCGAAGAAAGUGUUCCGGAUGUGGAAGAAGUUGAAGAGGAACAACCCGUCGAUGACGAGGCAUCUGUUACUGAUAAGCCGAAAAAGAAAAAAGUUGUGAAGAAGAUUAAACGUACCACCACUGAGGAUGAAUACAUUCAAUCUCUUUUGGACCAAGAAAUUACCAAAACUGAGCUGGAAACUUUUGACAAAUCAGGUUUCGAGCUAGCUCCUAAAGAAAAACCAGUCAGUGUACAAGAAGAUCUUCCUCAAGAAGCAGAAGAAGUAACUGAAGUCCCCGAAACACCAAAAGAAGAAGUGAAAGAAGCUAAGAAAAAAACGAAGAAAGCUGUUACAAAGCGAACUGAAGAAAAGGUAGAGGAAAAUGCAACUGAAUUGAUUCAAUCUGAAGAAGUGGCGCCUGAGGAAAUUGUCGAAGAGGUGCCUGUUGAGGAAACAAAGGAAGUGCCAAAGCCCAAAUCUAAAAAGAAGAAACCUGUUGUUGUGGAAGAUGCAGUCGAAAUGCCAAUUGAAGCAACUCCAAUUGAAGAAGAAGAACCGGAGACAUCAGCUAUUGAGGAAAUAGAACCAGAAGAAACGAAGCCUAAGAAAAAGAAACUAGUAAAGAAGACGAAAAAGACUGAUGAGGAGGAUGAGUACCUAAAGCGUCUAAUGGAAGCUGAAAUAACGAAGACUGAGUUAGAACAAUUCGAAAAGCCGGAAUUCGAAGCCACCGUCAAAACGAAAGCACGCUCUGAAAGUGUUUCAGUAGGUUCCGUUGAAGAAGAACCUGAGGAAAAACCAGAAGAGGUUGUUCAAGAGCAACAACCAAAGGAAAAGAAGAAAAAGCAAAAAACAAAGAUUACGGAAGAAGUAGCACCGGAAAAACCUGAGGAGGUAACACCAGAUGAUGUUCCGUCUGAGCUGAUAGAUAAGGCUACACCACAAGACAAGCAACCAGAGGAAGAAUUAAAACCGAAAAAAUCUUCUAAGAAGAAGCCAAAGGUCGAAGAAACGCAAGAGGACGAGCCAAUUGCUGAGAUCCCUGUUACAGUCGAAGAAAUAGAGCCGGAAGUAGUGACGAUAACUGAGAGCGUUAAUGAUGAAGGUGAAAUAGUUCAACAAAAAACUAAGAAGCGGGUGAUUAAACGCAAAGAAGGCAUUAAAGAAGAAAUAAUUGAAAUUGUCACACACGAAGAAGAAGGAAGGGAACCAGAAACUGAAGUAACUGUAAUCGAAGAGGUUCCAGAUGAAGAAGAUUCACUAUCGGAGAAAUCUACCAAACAGAAGAAAAAGAAAGUCGUGAAAAAGAUUAAGAAGAAUGAACAAGAUGAUUAUCUCCAAAUGCUAAUGGAAGCUGAGAUUCCGAAAACAGAGCUCGAAAAAGUGGAAAAGAUUGAAUUCGAGCCUAAUGUACCCAAGGAAAAACUUAAGCCCGAUGAACAAACUCCGCAAAAAGUAGAAAAGAAAGAACUGAAACCGAAAAAGCCAGUUGAAGUUGAGGUUGAAGAGGCUCAACCAAUUAAACUUAAACCUAAAAAGCCAAAGGUCAUUCCGAAGGAUGUGGUUGAAGAAAAAUUACCUCAAUUUAAACUAAAGAGUCGGAUGACUACAGUAAAUUAUCCACCAGAACCUCUAAAGGCAGUAAUCACGGAAAUAAAUGCAAUUCGCGACAAUGGAGAACUGUCUCGAAAUGUAGAAGAAGCUGAAAAGCUGCUAAAGAAGAAAGUGAAGAAAUUCAAGCAAAUCAAGAAGCGCAAGGACAGCUUAGAAAGACCUGAACUCGAAAAAUACGAAAAAUAUGAGAGCAGCUCUGAUGAAUCUUCUACUGACAAAAAGUACCAGAGACCGGAGAAAGAAACGAAAGAAGAGGAUGUAGAACAGAAAACACUUAAGUUGGGUAAAGGCAAACUAAAACCGCAAGAAGAAGAUACUCCGGAAACUAUAAAGCUUAAGAAAAUUCCUGAAAAACCGGUAAUGGCUGAGGAAGUGGUAGAGGUGAAACCCAAAAAACAACAACCAGUCGAAGAAAAGUUACUAAAUGAAAAAGAAAAGGCUACGUUUGAUGUUGGUAAAGUUGCCGAAUUCGAUUUCGAGCCAUAUGAUAUUCCGAAAGAUGAUCUUGAGGAACUUGAUAUCCCAUCAGACGAAGAAAAAGAAAAAGAACCGAAGAAAACGAAAAUCAUCAAAAAGAAGAAGCCAAAGCCUGAACCGGAAACUGUUCAGCAUCCAAUUGUACCAGGAGUUCCGAAAGAAAAAGAGGAUGAGCCAGAAGAUGAUGUUAAAUUCAAGGUUAAACAAAAACCAAAACCUGAUGAGGAGAGCGAAAAAGUUAAUUUGAAACCGUACGUAAAGCCUGAAGAAGAUGAAAAACAACCAAGUGAAGAGAUGGAAGCGGAUCUCGAUUUACCAAAGCAACCGGAGGUGCCCGAAGAACCUGAAAUCACUGAAGUGAAAAUAAAAAAGAAAAAACCAAAGAAAGAAAAACCAGAUGAAACACCUGAAGAUAUAGUGCUACAAAUUAAAAAACCUGAAGAAUCGGUAGAAGACAUUCCGGAUGUAGAAGCCGAAGUGACUUUGAAACCCAAUCAACCAGAGAUGACUGAAACAGAAGAAAUUAAAAUCAAAAAGAAAAAACCAAAGAAAGUUGAAGAAGCAGAAGCUGAAGUGAGUCUUAAGUUGGAACCGGCUUUGCCUGAGGAAGAACCGGAAGUAGUGCAAGAAUUCACAAUUAAGCCAAAGAAAGAAAAAGAACAGGAAGAUAUUGAAGUUGAAGUUUUGUUGAAGGCAAGGCAAGAACAACAAGAAGAUGUCGACGUGGGAAUGAAAAUAAAAAAGAAAAAACCGAAAAAACCCACUGUAGAUUCAGCCGCUGCGGAAUUAACAGUACAGCAACCAGAAGACGUGCCAGAUGAAGAAGUUAUGGUAGAAGAACCGGAAGAAGAGCCAGUUAAGGAAGUUGAGAUGGAACCAAUUGUCAGUGAAACAGAACAACCUCUUGAGGAAGAGCAAAAACCACAAGAAGAAAAAGUGAAAUUAAAGAAGAAAAAAUCUAAAAAGACCGAAGAAACAGUUGAGGAAAUCGUGGAAGAAACCGACGUAAAAUUGAAGCUUAAGCCACCUGAAGAAGAUGUUGAAGAGAUCGUAAGCGAUUUUACAAUUCAACCGAAGAAAGAGAAAACGCAGGAAGAUGUUGAAGUUGAAGUUACGUUAAAGCCAAAGGAAGAACAGCAGGAAGACGUUGAUGUUGGAAUUAAAAUCAAGAAGAAAAAACCAAAGAAACCGGCAGAAGAAGCUGCAGAAGCUCAACUGACUGUUCAGCAACCAGAAGAAAUUCCUGAAGAACCAAAAAUUGAAGAAACAGUACAGCCUGAACAGCAACAAGAGCCACAAGAAAAGGUAAAACUAAAGAAGAAGAAACAGAAGAAAACCACAGAAGAGGUCGAAGAAUCUACAGUCACAUUAACACAAACGCAAGAGGCCGAUGAUGAAGAACUUCAAGCUGACUUCGUUCUUAAAAAACCAAAAAAGAAACCUGAAGAGGAAACCGUCGAGGAGUUCGUGCUCAAGAAACCUCAGAAAGAAACGUCACCGGAAGAGAUGUCAGAAAAUGUCAAACUCAAGAGAAAGAGGAGACCAAAGAUGGUUACAGAGGAAAGUGCUGAAGAAACCGUUCAGUUGCCUGAAACUUACGAACCGACAGAAGAUAUCGAAGAAGAAACUGAAGAAGUUAAGUUCCAAUUGCGUCGUUCAAAAGAACCUGAAUAUGAAACUGAGGACAUUGAAGUGGAAGCUACAUUUUCACAACCACAUGAAAGUGAAGACGUUGCUGAAGAGUUCACCAUCAAGAAAAAGGCUAAACCAAAGCCAAUCCAAGUGGUAGAGGAACAUGCAGAUGAAUACACCGUAAAGAAAUUGAAAAAGGCACGAAAACCACGAAGUGAUUUACCAGAAUUCACGGAUGUUCAGAAUGUCACCUUUAGACCAAGAAGUACGAAAACUAAAGAAGACGUCGAACAAGAAUUCAAUAUCAAAUUGGACUCAUAUGCCGAAGAAGAAGUUUCAAUGUCGGGAAAAGUGAAACUAAAGAAAACUAGACCGUUAACUUACUCAGAAGAGGCAGGUGAAGCGCAUAUCAAAAUUACCCAAGAAUACGACGAUGGUGAAGGACCAAUAGUGGAAGAAAUCGACGAUAGUUUCAGUGAACCCGAAGAUACAAUGUACGACGUGGAGGAACCGGAUGAGUUUUCGGACAUCGAAGAGCUACCGGAACACAUUGAAUUUACUCUGAAGCCCAAAAAGCAGAAACCGGCAUACAAAAUUGAAGAAUUUGAUGAAGAAGAUGUAUCCAUUGUAAGCCGUCGAAAGAAACCAACAAGCGUUAACUAUAACGAAGAAGAUUCCUUGACACUGAAGAAACCGAAGAGAAAGCAAUCCACAUCGUACAUUGAAGAGGAGGCUUCACUGAGUAUCACAAGAGAGCUUUCGGUCGAAGAUUACGAAGAGGAUAACAUCAUGUAUUCGAUUUGUACUUAUAUGGCUGAAAAUAACGACGCUCUCAAUCUCGUUGAAGGAGAGAAGGUGUAUGUCAUUGAACGUCACGACUCCGACUGGUGGUUUGUUAAGAAAAACUUAACUGAAGAAAAGGGUUGGGUACCAUCUCAAUAUCUCAUGGAUGUUGUGCGCUACAAUCACUACGUGCAAAAGAAGUUGAACGAAAAAAUCGACAAGCUUCCUGUGUUUGAGAAGCCUGGUCCCGAAGAGAAAACGAUUGCUCCACGAUUCAUUGAAAAGCUACAGCCAAUUCAUACUCCAGAUGGCUACACGGUACAGUUUGAAUGUAAGGUUGAAGGUUAUCCACGACCGCAAAUCACAUGGUGUCGCCAAACCGCUAUUAUCAAACCAUCGCAAGAUUUCCAAAUGUAUUACGAUGAUGACAACGUUGCGACACUGAUCAUUCGCGAAGUAUUCCCAGAGGAUGCGGGCACCUUUACGUGUGUCGCGAAAAAUGCUGCUGGAUUUGCUUCGAGCACCACAGAGCUUGUCGUCGAGCAACCAUUGUCUGACCAUGGUUCCGAUAUGACAGGUCUUUCUCGUAAGAGUUUAUCCAGAGAAUCUUCAUUGGCUGAUAUUCUGGAAGGAAUUCCUCCAACAUUUUCAAGAAAACCGCGAGCACAAUGUGUUGACGAAGGUACGAACGUUAUUUUGGAGUGUCGCCUUGUCGCCGUCCCAGAGCCUGAUAUUAUAUGGACGUUCAAUGGUAAAGAAAUUACGACGCAGAAAAAUGUUAAAGUGGUCGUCGAGUCUGACAUGCACAUGUACAUGAGCGUUGUGUCAAUUAAUAAGGUGCUGAGGGAUCAAGAAGGAACAUACGAAGUCAUCGCUACUAACCGUGAGGGCGAGGCUAGAUUACCAAUAACGCUUAAAGUGAAAACCGGAGAAAAGGAAGCACCACAAAUCCUCGAGCCUCUACGAAAUUUGAUUAUUCGUGAAGGCGAGAGUGUUGUGUUGAACACUCAGAUAGUUGGCAAUCCCACUCCAAAAAUUACUUGGUUCAAAAAUGGCAAACCGAUCAAAGCCAACACCAAAUCGGACAAGGAUACACACACAUUGACUUUGAUAGCACCCAACAAAGAUUGUACGGGUGAAUAUACUGUAAAGGCCGUCAAUACUAUGGGCUCCGUCGAAACGUCUGCCAUUUUAACGGUCGAAGAAUGUGAGAGUGGAAAUCCAGAGCCUCCAUUCUUCGUUGAACGUUUCGAGGAACAGUAUGUACCACAGCGUGGAACAAUAAAGCUUCCAGCUCGUGUUAGUGGUAACCCAGUUCCGGAAAUCACUUGGCUCCACAAUAAUCGACCACUUGUCCCAUCCGAACGGAUCAAGCAAUCGUAUGAUGGCGAAAAUCUCGAAUUGGUUAUUUUAGAAGCUGAUUCUGCUACCGAUUCCGGCGACUAUAAGUGUGUAGCCAGUAAUCCUGUUGGAAAAGUUUCGCACGGUGCGAGAGUUAUUGUGGAAGUUGACGACGUUAUUUUCACCAAAAAAUUGAGACAGCGUGUCAGCAUUGAAGAGUCACAAACGUUGACUUUGGAAUGCGAAACAUCGCAUUAUGUUUCAACGAAGUGGUAUCACAAUGACAAAGAACUUACCGGAAUGGAUCAUCGCGUGGUUGUUCAGCAAGAUAAGGUUCACAAGCUAAUCAUUCGAGAUACAGCACUACGAGAUGCGGGUACAUACAAAUGUACUAUAAAGGGACAUUCGACCAAUUCCACCGUUGAGGUGCUAGAACGAAAACCUGAAUUCAUCAGAACGCUUCAAGACUACGAGGCUAAAGAAGAAGAAUCGGCGAUUUUGGAAGUUGAAUUGUCAUCGGAAGCGGCUGAAGUUGUUUGGUUGAAGGAUAACGAGCCAAUACAAGAAAUCAAAAACAAAAUUGAAUUUGUUCGAGAUGGCAGAAUUAGGAAGUUGGUUAUUCGCCAGGUAUCAGUGCACGAUGAAGGAGACUACACAUGUGUGUUGGACGAUUACCAGGAGUGUUCCGCUGAGCUUACAGUGAUUGAGUUGCCUCCACAAAUUAUAACAAAAAUGGAAGAUUUAACUAUUGCUGAGGGCGAGAAGGCUACUUUCAAUAUUGAAUUAACUAAAGGAGACGCGUGGGUACGAUGGUACAAGAACGGUGUUGAAUUGCAGUUCUCUGAUCACAUUCAACUGAGCAUUGACGGUAAAAAACAAAAACUGAAAAUCUACAAAACAACAGCCGAAGAUGCCGGUGAAUAUUCUUGCAAAGUUGGCGAUCAAGAAUCGGUCGCAACAUUGACUGUCGAAGAACCUGAUGUCGAUUUUGUUCUUCGUCUGCCGGAUGUUACUUUGGUAACGAAAACAAAGGAUGCCGUUUUCACAGUCGAGCUGUCUCAGCCUGAUGUUGAAGUAACUUGGUUUAAGAAGAAUGAACCAAUCAAACCUGGACCGAAAUACGAAAUCAACGUCGAGGGCACAGUCCGACGACUAAUUAUCCACGAUGCAAAUGACGAUGACGUAGCCGACUAUACAUGUGUGGCAGGAAAUGUCAACACUUACUCUAAACUUAAAGUAGAAGACAUACAAGAACCACCAACUUUAACUCUAGAUGACAAAGAUAAAGUCUACAAAGUUAAGGAGAAUGAAGACGUCACAUUUACAGUUAAAUUAACGGGUACACCUAAACCGGAUGCAGAAUGGUUCACAUCUGGUAAAGUGGUGAAAAAGUCGCCAAGAAUAGCUAAGACAUCAGAUGAACAGUCAGCUUGUCUAACGAUUAAAAAGGUGGUUGAUGAUGAUGUUGGAGAGUAUACCGUUAAGGUCAAGAACCCAAGCGGUGAAGCCGAAGCGAACCUCACACUUGUUAUCAUGAAAAAACCAUCAGCACCUGGAGCACCUGAGCCUCUUGAAGUAACAAACGAUUCGUUAACAUUGUUCUGGAAAGCUCCGGAAGAUGAUGGUAACAGUCCAAUCACUGAAUAUAUCAUCGAAUAUCAGGAGCGUACGCAGAAGACCUGGACGCAAAUCAAACAAAUUUCCGACACCUCAUUCAAAAUUACAAAACUUAAGACUAAUUCCGAAUACAUAUUCCGUACGAUAGCUGUAAAUGAAGUUGGAGAAAGUCCACCGUCGCCAACGUCACCAUAUAUCAAAAUCACCGCUCCUCUAUCCAAAGAAGCUCCAGUGAUUCAAGAACCGCUGACGGACAUAUUCGUUGGCUAUAAGCAAAAGGUCACACUUUCUUGCAUUGUUGGAGGCGUUCCUACGCCGGAAAUAACAUGGAAGAAAAACAAUGAGACAUUCAAAUCGAAAGCAACUGUCUACGAAAAUCGUGUCGCCAAAUAUACCAUUGAGGAAACUACAGAAGAAUCCGAAGCAACUUACACAUGUAUUGCAAAGAACGAAGUUGGAACAGCUGAAACUAGUUGCAAAGUUGUGGUACAGGAAAAGCCGACAAUCGUCAUCGAUGAAUCACUAUUAUCGCAACGAUUACGUACGUCGGCACAGUGGAAGAUUGAUGCUAAGAUUUCCGGCUUCCCGAAACCAGAUGUUGUGUGGUAUAAAAACGGCGAGAAAAUUACUUCGACCAGCAAAUUCUCCAUCACUUACGAAGAAAGUACCAGCGUUAUAACAAUCAAUUCGCUGGAAAGGUCUGACUCGGGAAAAUAUGUCGUUGAAGCGAAGAAUAAUGCUGGUGUCGCUAGUGUUGAAUUAAACCUGAACGUGAUCGACAAACCCGACAAGCCAGAAGCUAUCGAUGUUAAAGAAUUCAAAAAAGACUCGGUCAUCAUUGAAUGGAAACCACCGGUUGACGAUGGUGGUCUUGAAAUAACCAAAUAUUCAAUUGAGAAAUGCGAUCCCGAGAAAAAUGUUUGGAUCAAGGUAGCGGAAGUUGAGAAACACAUUGAUUCAUUCUGCGUUCAGAAAUUGAUGGCUAACGCCCAAUACGUAUUCCGGAUAAUGGCUUUGAAUUCGAUUGGCGUAUCAGAGCCCAUCGAAAGUGAGCCGAUCACAAUUAAGGUUAAAAUUGACCCUCCAUCUCCACCACGUAAACCAACUGAAGUGUCAGGAAUGAGUGAAAGUUCGCUCACAUUGGCGUGGAGAGCAUCUGAUAAAGAUGGUGGCAGCAAGAUUAUCGAGUACAUCGUUGAGAUCAAGGAAACAAAUCAGGAAACGUGGAAACGUUGCGGCACAACCAUCGGGGACUGCACGAAUAUUCACAUUGAAAAUUUGGUCAAGGAUCAGUCGUACGAAUUUAGGAUAUGCGCACGGAAUGAAGCAGGAACCAGUGCCUACUUGGAAACAGAGGAUAAGAUCAUCGUUGGCAGAAACAUCAUGGCUGGAGUACCGAAGAAUGCAACACCUCCAUCUCCGCCACAAAAUCUACGACCAACUGAUGUGACCGGCCGAAGUAUAACACUACAAUGGGAACCACCAGUUAGCAAUGGAGGCUCUGAAUUAACAGGUUACAUCGUGGAGAGAGGUAGCGCAAAAUCCGCAAAAUGGACGAAAAUCGUUACGCUUGACACACAUUGCCUACAAUAUUGUGUCGACAAUCUCAAGGAAAAGUCUGAAUACACAUUUAGAGUACUAGCAGAAAACGCAGUAGGUUUAAGCGCACCGGCUGUGACUGGAAGCAUUUCACUUAAGACACAUGCCACCGUCCCUUCGCCACCGACAGCACCGCUAGAAAUUCGCGUCAUUGGUGCCAAUACAAGCAUUUUCGAAUGGGGUAUUCCAGAAUCAGAUGGUGGUGCACCAUUAGAGGGAUAUAAUAUUGCUAUUCGUGAUAUGAAAAAGACAAUGUGGAUUGAAGUGGGACGUGUGCCAGCCGGUGUUCAAAAGUUCCAAAUCAAAGAUUUACAAGAAGAUCACGAGUAUAUGAUACGAAUCUAUGCUCGAAACGAAAUUGGCAAAAGUGAACCAUUGGAAUCGGAAGAGCCAUAUAAAGUUGUGCCCGGUUCAGGUGACGACUUUGCCGACGAGCCGAAAACACACACGGAGCCAACUGGAUUCAGUACUGAAAACACAUCGUCCUGGCUUCGCGAUCAUAACAUGGACGCUGACAUUUCAUCUUAUGCUAGAGCCAAAUUGCUGCGCAAAGAUGAAUACUUCUUCCGGGUGUGGUAUUAUGCAAAAAGUCUGUUCAACAAAAAGAAGAAAGAUGAUAAGUAAGCGUAAACCCACCGGAGGUUGUGACCCCGGAAUUGAUAUCCCCCAUAUAAUUACCAUUAUUUUUAAUCAAUUCUGUAAUUUGUAUUUAUAUUUACUCAAUUAAUCGAUGUGGAAGAGAAAAGGAAAAAAGUACAAAAAUAAGUCUGGUGCAAAACUUAUUUUUACUACUUUUUUGUUUAAGAAAAAUGAAUCGUUUUUUCUAUUUUAUAUAAAUACUUGUAAAUUUCGGUCGACGUUAAAAUAAUUUUUAUCAUUUUUCAAAUUUUAAUUUUAUUCUUAACUUUAAAAUUUUGCGAUUAAUUUUAAGAACUGUGAUAAAAAAAAACAUGAAUUAAUGACGAAUUUCUCGAUUGCAUAAUUUUAUAAUUGUUCAAAUUAUGCAUUCAAUUGUGACGAAGCAGACUCUAGAACAACAACAUGAAGAAAGAAACAAAACAAACACGAAACAAAACGAAUUUUUCAAAAUUAAAUUUGUGAAUUGCUCAAUUAUAUUGAGCAGCCGCGACGAUGACGAGAGAGAGACAAAAAUAUAGGUGCAACAUAUUUUCUUCGAUUUUCAUCGUUGAUGGCCGUUCAAGAUCGAUCCACAAGUUCUAAUUGGACACGAAAUUUAUAGAUUAGUCACACUAUCAAAACAAAAAUAUUAUCAAAGUUUAUUAAUAUAUCGUGUGUUCGAAACAAAAUAUAUGAAAUGAAUAAAGAAUUAUUUCAAAAAAAUAAA